This is a messenger RNA of Podarcis lilfordi (Lilford's wall lizard), 54186 nucleotides long. Lineage: Eukaryota; Metazoa; Chordata; Lepidosauria; Squamata; Lacertidae. The record is from the annotation of a GenBank genome assembly.
CUGUAUAGUUAAAGCUAUGGUUUUCCCAGUAGUGAUGUAUGGAAGUGAGAGCUGGACCAUAAAGAAGGCUGAUCCCUGAAGAACUGAUGCUUUUGAAUUAUGGUGCUGGAGGAGACUCUUGAGAGUCCCAUGGACUGCAAGAAGAUCAAACCUAUCCAUUCUGAAGGAAAUCAGCCCUGAGUGCUCACUGGAAGGACAGAUCCUGAAGCUGAGGCUCCAAUACUUUGGCCACCUCAUGAGAAGAGAAGACUCCCUGGAAAAGACCCUGAUGUUGAGAAAGAUGGAGGGCACAAGGAGAAGGGGACGACAGAGGAUGAGAUGGUUGGACAGUGUCCUCGAAGCUACAAACAUGAGUCUGACCAAACUGCGGGAGGCAGUGGAAGACAGGAGGGCCUGGCGUCCUCUGCCCCAUGGGGUCACGAAGAGUCAGACACGACUAAACAACAACAAAAUACCACUUGGAAAUUUUACGCAAGGGUGGCAUAUACUUAUAUACUUUUUAUUUAAAAAAUCAUGGGCAUAGAAACAGUUCAAACAAUUGCACAAAUAGCAACUAACACCCCACACACAGAGAGCGAGAGAGGACAACACAUACGUAAAAUAGUAUCAAUUCCAAUGCCAUACGGUCUAAAAUACCGGUAGGUAACCAGGAAACGCGAUAUUAAAACAGCAUUGUUGCACCAAAGGCAGCGGCUCCAGAGCCGCAAACAUGCUGAAGUUAUUAAUUAAUUUUAUUUUAUUUUUAAGCAAACCUGAGAAAUACUGAUGCCGAGGGUAUGGUAAAGGAAGCGGGGACUACCCCCUUCCCCUGGCCAGCCUCUGCCACCCAGCUUUAAUCAAACGAGGCACUUUCCCCCACUCGGCCAUGAGCUCUUUGAGCACCGGAGCGACUGCGAGGUCUGUCCCGCGUGGCUUCCAGAGCCCGCGCCCGCAGCGUUUCCACGGGGAAACCGCCCGGCCGCGACAGCCCCACGGGGCGAGACGCCGCUUCCUCCCGGGGCUGAGAGCGGGAAGGUGGAGGCCGGCCGACUUUAAGACAAAGCGAGAAGUCGAGGGAGCUGCCGGGUCAGGUAAAGGCGCGCGGAGCCGUGAGCGCCACACCCCCCCGGGCAAGGAAGGCCGGCCAAGCACAGGUCAACCGCGAGAGGCCCGAAGCCGCGAACGAGCUCCAUUCGUCCCGGGAAAGUUCCUCGACGGCGACGUGAGAGACCGGGCGAGCGGCAGAAGAAGCAGGAGGAGGACGGAAUAGCGAAAGGAGGCGCUGAAGCCUCCAAGCGCCUGUUCCGUACGAUGUGGCCUGCGCGAAGUAGGGGAUUCCCGCCCCUCAGCGCGCGCCCCCGCCCCGCUUUCUUCUCCUGCCCGGCAGCAAAAGCAGCAGGUGAGCGCGUCCGGCAAAAGUUGAGGCGGAGCGCGCGGGGGCGGAGGGCGGGGCGAGCGAGGGGAGGGCGGUCCCGAGGCGGAGGCAGCGCCGCUUGACUGCCUUUCUCUUCUCGGGGCAGCGCUCUCGGCCUCGGAGCGCCGAGCAAGUCCUGUGCUUCCUGGCGAGGGUCCUUCGCGCGAAACGGGUGAGUGACUCGUUGGCGCGCGCGGGCCGCCUCAUACCUGCUGCAGCGGGGCCGCCGCUUUCGCAGGGGCCGGUGGGGGCGGGGGGGAGUAAGGAGGAGGGCGAGGUAGUUCCUGCUCCGCCUGCCUCCUCGGUGAAUGAGGAAGCGGCGCGGGCAGCGCCUCCCCAUCCCUUUUCGAAGUGAGCGAGUGUGUUUGUGUGAGAGAGAGAUUUCAUCUCUCGCCCACCCCACUUUCCGGCGCUGAGGGGUUGUGCGAAUGGGCUGAGCGCUUCUUCUCGUCAGAGGAGCGGGACCCUCCGGCGCUCGAGUCGCUGCCUGGGCUGGGUGAGUUGGGCGCCCGCCUGCCUCUCGUCUGGGUGUGCUGGGUGGCACACUUUCGCGACAGGCGCUCGGAGUUGCCCUCUCUCUCUCUCUCUCUCUCGCCCUCUUUCCUGCUUCUCGCUUCGCAAUCGGGGGCAGCCCGGCACUGGGCAAGGCGCGCGCGCCCUCGAGCGGGUGCUGCCCGUGGCGGAGGGGGCGCGUUGCACAACCGGGGCGAGAACACAGGGCGACUGAGUUCUAACAUCCCGCGGAGGUUUGUCUCCACCGGGACUUCCUCGUUUUAAGAGCCUCCAUGUUUUCUUUUAAGUGCUCCGCCAAAUUCUUGCAAAUCGAAUGGUUGACUUAGUCAGAGGAGGGGGUGGGGCUGAUGGGCUCGGACUUUUCUCUCUAGCUCACCGCAUAUACUUGUAUGGUGCAAGUUACCAGCCCCUCCUCAGAUUUCUUUUCUGAAUGGUCUCUAGCACCUUUGCGGAGUUUUUUUUUAAACCCAACAAACUUAAAGACAAACUUUGUUUAACUAGAAAAACGCACACACGGACACUCCCAACUCAUCAAAAUCACUUGCAAAAGCUGCUGUCUUUUGGUGUGCCAGAAUGGCACUGUCUGAAAUCUGGCCUCUGCAGCUUGGCGUUUGUAGGAAUUUGGUUACCUUGGCAGAAGCGACGCAGGAGUCAGGACAGGGAAAACACAGCGACAGUGUUCUUCAGCUGACAGUUAUUGACAGAUAUUAAAACUGAAAGGCAGCCUCACAUGACACCACUAUCUGAUAGAAGCAUUCAGCAUUUGUCUGUUUGCCUGAUCUUUAGACUUACUACACCAGUGGGUGCCUGGGUGGAACACAAUGGCUGUCAUCUGUAUUAACAAUAUUCAUUGCAUUUUUGAAGUGCGUAUUAUGAUUGCUAUUUCGAUUGCCUCAGUUGUGCUUCACUGGAGUCCUGAUGGUUUCCACCCCAUUUUCUCUACCCCACAGCUAGAAACAGCAUGCUGAGUAGUUUGGGGUUGAGGAUUAGAAAGGGUUUCCCCCCCAAGCUUGGUUAGUAUCUAUAGGCAUUUGCUUAGUUUGGAAUGUGUUUGCCUUCCCAUGCAGCGUACGGCUAGGUUUGCUUGCAUUUAGUCACCUCAAGUUGUUUGCCAUCACAGUUUGUUUCUGUUGUGCACCUGUUCUCUUGAGCAGUGGGUGGGAUGAUAGAAAUGGACUGGAUGUUCAUUUGGUAUCUUCCAACAACUUCAUGGUCCUGUGAAUGCAAACCAUGUUAAUUGUUUCUAUAGUGCUAUACCAGCAUUGCUGAGAAAUUUAUCAGAUGUUUUAAACAGGUACAGGAGUAGUGGCCAAACGUUUUGAUAAAUGUACAGCAAAUGAAUUCUCAAUUUGUGUAACAUGGACACUUAAGGGCAUAUUAAUAAUAAUAUAGAGGGAUGCGGGUGGUGCUGUGGUCUAAACCACUGAGCCUCUUGGGCUUGCCAAUCAGAAGGCUGGCGGUUUGAAUCCGUGGGACGAGGUGCGCUCCCAUUGCUCUGUCCCAGCUUCUGACAACCUAGCAGUUUGAAAGCAAACCAGUGCAAGUAGAUAAAUAGGUACUGCUGUGGCGGGAAAGUAAACGGCAUUUCUGUGUGCUCUGGCACUCGUCACAGUCCUCCGUGCGCCAGUAGUGGUUUAGUCAUGCUGGCUACAUGACAUGGAAAGCUGUCUGUGGACACAUGCCGGCUCCCUCGGCCUGAAGUGAGAUGAGUGCCACACCCCAUAGUUGUCUUUGACUGGACUUAACCGUCCAGGGGUCCUUUACCUUUACCUUAAUAGUAAUAUGUAGCUAGGCACAAAGGCUUGCUGUAACAAAUUUCCAGUUGUGACACCCAUGCAGCAGGCUGACUGCCUGCAAAAUAUGCCAACAGCAUUUAUUUAUUUAUUUGCCUGAUCUUUAGACUUUCUAUACCCGAAUAUGACAUUUUUGCACUAGAGAAAAAUCAGAAAAUUGAGCAAUAUGCUGCUUCUUCCUAACAUGCUAACCAUUAAAUUUCUAAAUGAAAUGGCUGAAUGAUCUGAACAGAUGGGUUAGUCUAGGCUUAAGCCAUAAAAUAAUUAAUUCCAGGAAGUGUAGCUAGCUGUGUCUGGGGAGCAUACAUGGAUGAGUUAAUAACUUUAGUCCUAAAGAUCCGGGAAUACGCACUAUGGAUUGCUGCACCUUGCUUAUCUUUAAGUUUGAUUUAAUGCAGAUUGUGAAAAUGCUGUGCCAUUAGGUUAAUGGGAGGGUGAAGCAGCAUGUUAAACAAUGUAAUUCAUUUACUCUUUGGCUACAGUGCUAUGUACACUUUUCUGGGAGUUUCAUCCGUUGAAUCCAGUGAGACUUACAUCUGACUGAACAUGUGUAGGAUUUUUCUGUAUUCGCUGCACAAAUUGAGCAUGAUAAGCACAUCUUUAGUGUUACUUAAAUUAUCAAACCACAUGCCGAAGAACAUAGGGUUCUGAGAGAAGAGAAUGCAUGAGAACCUAUGUGGUAUAAUGGAUGGAAUGUCAAGAGUAGGAUUGAGGAGGCCCAGGUUGAAAUCCCUGCUCAGCCGUGAAGCUGAAUGGGUUACCUGGGCCUGUUGCUGCCUCUGAGGGUAAAAAUGAUGCUGGGGUGGGGGUACGUUUUGAUCAUAUCUUAAAAUGUAAGAAAUAAAGGUCUACAUUCUUGGUAUUUGUGUGUCUUGGGGGGUUGUACUUUAAGCUUACAUUAAUUAGAAUGUAUUAGCCACACCCACCCACCCUCAAAGCAGUUCUUUAUUUUUUUAAAAAAAGUAAAACAAUAAAAUUAUCAGUAAAAACAGUUUUAAAAACUCAAAUGUUUAUUGUAAUCAGGUCAAAAUUACAUGUUUAAGAAUGCAGUAUAUAAUAGGAAAUCAGAUAGUGUACACUUGGUGUGUAGCAUACUAAACUUUCUUUGUUCCUGAGUAGUCAAAUGGCUUUCAGAUUUUGAGAUGUGAAUCAGUGAAGGGUUGCAGCCUGCUGUUAUUCAUUAAAUACGAAAAUGUCCUUAAUUUUGUCUGUUCCCUUGAUCUGGUAACUUGAGCCUAUGAAGUACUGUAGCUUUCAGGAAGGCAGGUGAAAUGGCACGUUGUACUUGUCAAGUAGUCCCUUUAUAUAAUUACAUAUUACGAAGGCAAAGUAGUGCAUUCCUGACUCUUGGGCUUGUGGAUGAUUGGAUGCUCUACAUUGGAGUCAGUGAACAAAGCAGGAAAUGAAUCCACCUUGAAGUGUUCAAAACCAGCCUUUGCCAACCUGGUGCUCUCCAGAUGUUUUGGACCACAACUUUCAUCAACCCUAGCCAGCAAGUGCACUGGCUGGAUUUGAUGGCAAUUGUAUUUCAGACUGGAGGGCACCAGAUUGGUGAAUAUUGGUUUAAAUAAAUAAAAGAAGUAAAAGAAUGUGACCCCAAUAGAUUUUUAGUAGCAGCAACUGCAUUUGUGGACAGGAACAAGACUAUUUCCCUGGAGGGCUGGGAAAAUUCAGAGGCAUGAGGAAGCAGGGUGGGAUAUGCGGUGAACACGAGACCAGAUGAAUAAACAAAGGGAAGAAAAAUGUCCAGAGUUGGGCUUAUUCACACUGAAGCAAUUCAUUAAAGGUGCCUUCGGUUAAUCAAAUGUAUUCUUUGUUAUUAAAAAUAAUUACCAAAGAAACAUUUUUUUAAUGUUGUUGGUUUGCAUACAAGAAUUGACACUUGGUGGUACGAUUAUAGUUGCAGCAACCUUUUCUGUGGUGGCACCCUCUCAGUGGAACUCUUUCCCACCCUUCAUAGCUUCUAGAUGUUUUCAGAUCCAGUUGCACUUGUUGUUUUAUACCCCACUACCACCACCCCGGCAGGUGCUAUGAUAUUGUCUUAAGAAUGUAGUUCACCUGUUGGGCCUUUUGAGGCCAGAAGAGCAGCUCAUAAAUAAAUUUAUAAAGAAAUAAAUAGAAAUGCUGUGGGCUCUAAAAUGUCCCUUAUCAGUUUAGGAAUUAGCGUAUACAUAUGUGUGCGUAGCAUUUCCUGUUCAUUUCCUGGAGAUGUCUGUAAUCUGAAUGCCAGAAAAGAUUCUCAAAAGUAUGAUUGCUGUAGUGGCCAUCAGCCAAAAUGACAAUGAUAAACUUGGGUGGAGAGGAAAGUAAAUAAGAUUACAAGGCAGCUUUGAAAACCAUAGCAUAUUUAGCUUUUGUAAAUCAAGUUGCUUAUUAAAUCCAUAUAAAAAGCUCAGAAAAAUAUUUUUUUUAUUUUUAUAAUUAUUUUGUUACUUACCUAUCAAAGUUAAAUGUCUGCAUUUGAAGACAGCAAAGUGAUAUUAAAAAGUAAUGUUUGAGUUUUAUUCUAUAAAUUUUGACACCACAAAUGUUUUAUAGUUCGCCAAAAUGUAUGUUGUUGACAGUUACUUGCAACUACUCCUGUGGCUGUAGAGACCAGUAUAGGAGAGACAAGUCUGGUUGCAGUUGGGGCAGAUGAAGGCAUCUGGUUAUGCUGAUGUAGAUGUACCAUGGUGUUGCUUCUUUAUGCGUUCCUCCUCUGGUUACUUCUACUUCUACUUCUACUUCUUCUUCUUCUUCUUCUCUGGUUACUUCAUGACCUGACUGCAUCUCCAGGCACUGUGAUCGUCUUCAUGGGAUUUACACAUGAUGGGUUCAUGUCUUGUUGUAUGCGUGUGAAUACUUGUUUAAAUCCACCUACAAGUUUUCUGAAUUGUGUUUGUGUUUGUGCCUGCUUGCUGAACUUCAUGCAUUGAAUAUUCCUUUGGAAAAUGAGGAGAUCCCACUCCAAGCACUUGCAGGUAUUAAUGUGUCAUCUUCAAAAUCUCUGAAUGGGAAAAUGAGGUUUUGAAAGAUGUGAACCGUAUUAUGCAGAAUAGCAUGCAUAUACAACUGAAGCGUCAUUUAUUCAUUAUAAAUGAACACUAUCAAUGCUGUAUGCAUCAGUAUUCUAGCAGAACAUGUUUGAUAGGCCAAAUUAUUUUUCACCAUUUCAUUCUGUAAAUCAUUACAGUGGUACCUUGGUUUACGAACAGUCCUGUUUAUGAACUAUUCGGUUUACGAACUCCGCCAAACCGGAAGUAGUGUCCCGCUUUGCGAACUUUACCUCAAUCUACGAACGGAAGCCGAACAGUGGAAGGGCACCAGUGGCAGGAGGCCUCAUUAGGGAAAGUGCACCUCGGUUUAAGAACGGAUUUGGUUUAAGAACAGACUUCAGGAAUGGAUAAGUCCGUAAACCGAGGUACCACUGUAUAUUGCUGAGAUCUAAUGUGAAAAUUCACGAAUUAUUUCCUUAAAAUCACAACUUUGCUUAAUAUAUGGCUUUCAAAUAAUUUAAGAGGCAACUGCAUUUCUCCUUUCUUCUUGCAUGCACUGCUGGUAUUUCAUUUUCAGCCACGUACCCUACUUCUCUUACCAUGGCAGAGAGCAGACUGGCUUGUCCUGCCUCAGGCUGUUGUACCUGAGAUGGAGAAUUCAAUUCUCUUAAAAAAAACAAAAAAAACAAACCCUUCAGAUUUUUACAUGCAGCUGUAUCAGGAAAGGGGAGCCUCUGGCUCUCAGCUGUUGUUGGGUCCCAACCUUCAGCCUCAGCCACCAAGAUGAAUGGUCAGAGAUGAUGGGAGAUGGAGUCCAGAAACACAUGGGGGGGGGCAGGUUCCCUCAUCCCUGAGCUGCAUCCAUUCAGAGAAAAACACAAUCCUCAUGUGGAACAAUAAAGCCCUAAAUCAGUAUAGCAGCUGAACUUGUCAACAUACAGUCCUUUUCAUGCAGUUGUUACUGGCAGGCUGCUAUAAAAGUAACACCAGUUUUUGCAAGCGGAAUUUGAGGGCAGUUUAGCAUAAAUAGAAACUUGGCUUUUAGGUAUUUUAGUUCUCUGAAUUACUAUGCAAUUUGUUUACCACACUGCCCAGUCAUGUAUUUUGGUGUUGUUUAUGUAAGGUACCUUCUUGGACAUAUUUAGUGGUGAUUAUAUUGCGACUGAUAGUGUUAUAAAUAAUUGUGAUGGCCAUGUAAAACCGUAAGAAUCUUGCAUUGCUGCAUUUACUAUUCCUAUUCUAAGUGUAUCUAAAACAUUUAAUUCACUCUGGAAGUGUGCUGCUCUGCAUAAUCUGGUUUAUGAUUAUACCUUUUAAACAGAUAAGAAGCAGCAGGGAGUCAAGCCUGUGCGAACUGCCCAUGAACAGUAAAAUAAUAGAUAGUAACAAAAUGCAUGUCUCUUCUAAUUUGAUUGCCACAUUUUCAUGCUAGAUCCAAGUUUUUGCUUCAUCCUCCAUAUGACAGCCCUUCAGAUAUUUGAAGAUGGCUCAUAUCUCCUUUCAGUCUCCUCUUUUCCAGGCUAAACAUACCCAAUUCCCUCAACCUUUCUUCUUAAGUCUUGGUUUCCAGACCCCUGGUAAUCUUGGUCACCCUUCUCUGUGCAUGUUCCAGCUUGUCAAUAUCCUUCUUAGAACACCACUGACAUGUGCUUCUCUGUCUCCAUGUCUUGCAAGAGCAUUUGUCACCUUUCGUUUUUGUACAUAACCAUGUUUAUGUACAUUAUGUCUACACUAGCAUUUUUGCUAACCAUGGACAUGGCUGAUCCAGUUUUUCAACCAUGACUAGGACAAGGUUUUCAAUCUGUGGUUUGAUAUAAAAAUGAUUAUCGUGGUUAAUUCAUAAAAUUAUUUUAAAUGAGUAAAUCAUAGAAAUGAUUAUCAUGGGUAAAAAUGACCAUGGGUAAUUAAAUAAAAUGAAAGGGGGUCAGUUUGGUACAAGAAGGGCACUAUAGGGUACUGAUGACGCAGUUCACAAUUCGCAAAAAUGUAUUAAAUGAGUGGAUGUUCCCUAGCAUGAAUAAAGGAGGACACUCAGAAAUAACCAUGCUGUUGCAGAAAUCCCAAACUAGGCAAAUCACAUUCUUUCCUCCAAUAGUUCUUCUCUAGCUUGUAAUCCAAGCCCUGCUCUGCUCAUUUAUCUCUCUGUGGAUGGUGCAGGGAGGAAAGUCUCACUCCCGUUUUCUUUUAGCAGUGUUACAAGGGUGACAUUGUAAGCCCAGUUCAGCCCUGGACUUAAUCCUAAGUAAGCACAAAUAUGAUCUGGUUGGGUCCUUGACUCUAGCAUUUGCUCCACAGUUGAGGGAAACCACAAAACUCACCUGUCAUUUGGACACUUAAUAUACUGUCAUGACAUAGCAUAACAUAAAAAGAGCCAAAGGCCUAUCUAGUGCAGUCUAUUCUUCUAGUGGCCACUGGCCAACCAGCAGCUGGACAUGAGUGGAUUAGCACGCUCCCACUUGUAAAUCCCAGAGGCAUGCUACUUCUGAUACUGACUAAUCUUCAUUGAGGGCCAUAUCCUUGUGAAUUGUGUAUUUAUACAUUAAUAAAUAAUAACAAUGCAUUUGUUGUCUGUGACACAACAUGCAGUGCCAUCGUAAAAGAAGUACUGCAUCUCUCUACCUCUGUGUGCUGCUGUUGCCAUGUGCGGUGUUGCAUUGGGAGCUUCUUGGUGUGGAACUGAAGCAAGCUCAAAACCUUCCAUCUCUAAAUGACUGCCUUGAACGGCUUGCUUCGUCUUGCUUGACUUAUGAUAAGGCUGCCUCUGAGUCCUAUCCAAAAUGUGAUUACCGUAUUUUGGCUGCACUAAUAUGGUGACUGACUUUGUAGUGAUCCCACUUUCUUGACAAAGUUGAAGGUUAGGUGCCAUGAUGCAUGUGACAAUUGUUGUGUCUUCAUGAGCAGGAGAGUUAAAACUCCUGUGAGGUGGUGGUGGUCUAGAAUUGUGCAUUUUGCUAAUUAUCAAGAGUUUUCUUUCUUCUGUGCUAUCCCCUUUAAUUCUGAAAGUUUAGAAGAGGGACAUGAUUAAGAGCCUUUAUAGAUACAUGAGUAGCUGUCUAAAUGCAGUGAUUGGAAAUUGCUUGGUUUGGGCAAUAUGUUUUGUGGGUACAUUUUUGUACAUGGGAGAAGAGCAUUCAGGUUUUUAAUUAAACAAAGAGGGGGCAAUUAUGCUUGGACACUUGACGAGCUUAAAAACUGAGGCUGGUAAUUCAUCAAGUAUUUUUAAAAUAUUAACGUUGUAAGAACAAUAAAAGAAGAUCAUUAUCAACAAGUUUCAUACUUAGGUUCACAACAAAACCUGAAUCAAAUAACUAUUAUUGUGAAACAAUAUGAUUUCUUUUAAAGUUAAUGUUCAUGAACUAUCGGUUUUAUUACUUUUUUAUUCUGCUCUCUUCUCCAACCCUGUCACUGAAGGUUGUGUGCAAGGUCUUUUUCUCCUCACAAAAAAAUCUGGAGGGAGGCUAACCAUGUGACUGGUCCAGCUUCACCACUGAAUGCCAUGGCUGAGUUUCCCUCGUUCUAAUCAAUUGGUACCCAUGAAGCAGUGACCUCUGUCACUGAUGGCUGCUUGUGUUCCUCCUGUUCAUAUAGCUAGUAGUUAUUACUCUAUUGCUGCAGAGGCAAGCUGUACCUGCUCCUAUCCUUUCUAGCAAAUAAUACCAUUCUUGAUUUAAAAUAAAAAUAAAAAUGUGUGCCAUCUACACAAUGGUGUUUCUGGAAUAUCUAACAGGCCAAAUGGAAAGAGGGCCCAUUGUGGUAGAAGGGUGUAGCUAGCCUUGUUGUCAUUUUCUACUACUUCCAAAAAUAAACAAAUAACCUAUUUUCUGUAUCUUAGCAUUUUAUCUAUAAACAAAGCAUUACUAAUGGCAAACAGUAGUUUUAAAGAAAAACAACCGCCUUAGUUGUUGCUAGUACAUAAAAGCACAAGUCCUGCACGUGUAUUCAGUGGGCCUUAUUGCAGUGGGAGUUAUUACUUGAAGUCGAACUUAUUUCUUAAUAACUUACUGCUGCAAAUAUUCAAAACCACAGUUUCCUUAAAACACAGGUUUCAGGGACAUGCAAGGCUAUUCUAUGUUUGUUUGGAAUGCAACAUUCCAGUUUCAUUACUCAUGCUUUCUAGAGUCUUGUUUAAUAAUCUGGAAAUUCAUUUACCAUUGGACACAUUUUUUAAAAAAUCAAAUUUACAAGCCUUAAAAAAAACAACAACUCAGAAUGUUCUUUAAAUGUUUUGUAAAACAGUUUUGUUGAGUUUACAUCUGCUGUUAAUGGGUGAUGUAAGUAGAAUACUGUGGACUGAACUAGUGCAAUUUCACCCCCCAACCCCUGUAUUUGACUACUGAUAUAAGAAUUACCGGUACUUCUGAGACAGUAGCACUUUCGAAUGAAUAGAGAAGUAAUCUAGUGUUGCUCACUGGAAGGACAUGGCGUGGGGAGGGUCUAUAAAUGUAAGGAUCUACGUAGGGCAUAAUACAAUUAUUCUCACAUCCACGUAGCAUCAGGCUAUGCACAUUAGAGCAGUGUGCCUGUUUUCUGUCAUUACCUUGUGUGAUAUUAUGUAUGUGCAGCCAAGGCAAAAAGGGAGUUUUGUAUUGUUCUGAGGGAAUCCUGCCAGUAUGAGGCAGGAUCAAGCCCUAAGUGUAGGCAAAUUUAGGAGUCAGGCCUAAAAAAACCCAUGAAAUUUGAGAAUGAGAUUUUUCUCUAACAAAAUAUAUUAAAGGCUCCUAGCUUUGGUUGCUAUAGUGUGACAGUAUAAACUAUGUAAGUGUGGCAGUAUAAACUAUGUAAGUUCCACUGUAUUCAGUAGGGCUUACUUAACCUGAGACAUCUUUAUUUUGGAUGGAGCAGGAGGGAGAGAAGCAAUUUUGUUUUCUGCAUGAAUGUGGGUAUUCAAAUGGCUCAUGAAUUAAUGCUAACAGGGAUAUUCUUGUGCCCAAAUAGUUAAUAUAUAAUGCAGAUAUGUAGUUCAUUAAUUUUGAGUUAUUAACAUUGGUCAAAUAAAUGAGAUUCCAACAUUCAAGUAUUCUCUCAUGUCUAUAGCGUGGACAGCAUAUACAGUAGUCUUGGCUACUGUUAUUUGGGAUGAAACAACUUGAGUGCUUUCUAUUACAGUAUAACUAGCAGCUCUCUAUAUUAAGCAUGCAUGAUAUAGAGCAUUUAAAAAAUAGAUUUUUUUUUAAAAUCCAAAGACACUGAUCAUAUUUAUAAUCUUUUUCUUUAAGCGUUACCUCAGCCCAGCCAUAUGCAGAUUUAAGUGGGAUGCACAGUGCAAUCUAAACAAUGUCUAUGAAGAAGCAGGUCCUAUUGAGCUCAGUGGGUCUUACUACGAGAUAAGCAUGCAGAGGAUCACAGUCUAAGUCUAUGGAAAUAAAUGCCUUUAAGCCCAUUUUAAUGCUGCUGAGGAUCAGACUGUAUUGAUAUAAACUCCUUAAGCCACGAAGCAGACAUCUCUCUGGUUUACUGGGUUCUUUUAAGAUCUUAAGUUUUAAAGCAUUUAAAUGUUGAUACAUCCUAGAAUAGGGUGGUGGCAGAGACACACAGUAAGGGUGGGUGCAAAUGGUUAAAUGAAAGCAGUUUCAGUGAUGAAUUAACAGUAGUUCUUAGUCUUCCAGCAAACAUCUGGGGAUAAUUUUUGCAUGUAGCCAUGACACAGCUCCUUAUUGUACAUAUCUGUACAUUUGUAUCUUGGAAGUCGAACGGAAUUCAUUCCAGAAGUUCGUUCGACUUCCAAAAUGUUCAGAAACCAAAGUGCAGCUUCCAAUUGGCUGCAGGAAGUUCCUGCAACCAAUUGGAAGCCGCGGAAGCCCCGUCGGACUUUUGGCUUCCAAAAAUAGUUCGCAUACUGGAAUAGUCACUUUCGGGUUUGCGGCGUUCAGGAGCCAAAACCUUCGAGAACUAAGCUGUUUGAAAACCAAGGUACGACAGUACUAGUUUUUGUGACAGCACUUUAUUUAUUCAGUUGCCGGCUGUGGUAGGUGUGAUAAACUUCCAUCAACACACGUGAGCAUUUGCUAUUCUCUCUUAUCAGUGACUUAUGUGACUUUAUUAAUACUGUAUUACAUUUAUAUCCCACCUUUCCUCUAAGGAGCUCAAUUCCCCCUCUCCCCCUUUUAUCCACACAACAACCCUGUGAGGUAGUUUAGGUUGAGAGGCAGUGACUGACCCAAGGUCACCAGGUGUGCUGGAUCACCAAGUGGGGUUUUGAACCCCAGUCUCCCAAGUCCUAGUCCAGCACUCUAAGCAUUACAGCACACUGGGAAAUUCACUACUGGCCUUAGAGCUGUUAUUGCUUAUUAUACCCAGCAUACUGGAACAAGAUUCUGGAGUGCAGUGCUGAGGAACCUCCAGACUGGGGGCCUAAUUAGGUUUUCCAAGCCUCUUCAUUUGGCCUGUUAAGCCAUUUGGACCAAGCCACACCUACCUGUCAUACACCUGAUAUCACAUAGUAUCACAUGCGAUGUCAGGCGUGUGUUGAGUAAACUAGUGGCUGGACCAAUAAGGGGUUUGCAGGCACCACUGAUCUCCUGAUUGUUGACAACUCCAAAAUCCUAUGUGCUGCUCUUUGCAAGUGAGCUUUGUGUGCAGUGCUUUGAUGCCCCAACAACCAGCUGAUUGCCAGUGCCCAAUUGUUGGGGUUUGAGCCCACAGUGUUUACCACAAAGGUAAAAGUUGGUCAUCUGACAUCAGAUGAUUGACAGUUCCACCUCCCUACCCUUUUGAUAGUUAGAGGUGGUAAGUGGCAUUUUGUGAGCCAGCUUAGCUCCCUUCAAGGGACUGCCAAACCACAUUCCCCCUUUUCUUCUUAUUUUUUUGCUUCUUUGAAACUGCCAUUUCAGGCAAUGGUAAUUAAGAAUGGGAAUGAGAUAACUGAUGCAGAUGCUCCCCCCUCCCCCAGCACUCCCCUCUUCCUCUCUUCUCUCCACACUGCUUGUGAGAGGGCGGGAGUGCAUAUGAAUGAGUAAGAAAGGAUGGGUAUGUUUUCAUGUUUUCUCCCUCUUAUCAUUUAUGCAACAGCUGCUUUCCAAAAUGCUCCUUCCUGGAAUGUGAAGAAAGAUGAGAGGGAAUUCUGGGCAAGCAGAGCCAUUGUUAAGCAAUGGCUUUUUGCUGCUAAUAAGAAACAUUAGGAAACUGUGUCACUCAGGGCUGCAGUUCUCUACCAGAAGAAAUGCAAGGGGGAAAGGAAUGAGAGCUGGGAGUGGGGGUGCAUCUUGAGAAAUGGGCAGUGGAGAGAUGGGGAAGGCAUUGCUUGUGAGACGCCUAUUAUGGAAUUAAAUUGGUUUGUUCCACCACCUCCCAGCAUCUUCUCAAUGGAGUCUGCCAGAGCUGUUGGAAAGUAUAUUCUAUUUUAUGUGCAGGGCUGGGUCCAAGAUAUUUUGGUGCCGGGGCAAAGGACAAAAUUACACCUCUCUCCCAUUCCAUAUACUAAAGGCAAACCAGACCUGAGAGCAGCAGACCAGCUGCACAGGGUGGAUAGUGUUAUUCACACAGUUCUGUCUUCUACCAUGAGACAUUAUUUGGGCAGUACUUCAGCAUCUGAAAUUUUUUUUGGUCAGUUUAGUUGUCAGCAAUCAAGCUUAAAUACAUAUAAAAUGUGACCCUCUUACUGGAAGCUUAAGAUAGUUUCUGGGGUCUCCAGGUGGCCAUUGUGGUGGAAUGUAUGUAGGCUGAAUCCCUGUUGCUGACUUAAUAAAGCUGGCGACUCAAAAAGAUAGGCCUGAACAUAUUGCACGACAGGACUCAUCACAGCUGGAAGCUGCAAAUAUGCUUCCUGGUUGUUCCAAACACCACUGAGGUAUGGGCAAAUUAAUAAGCACAGGUCUGGGUGGCACAUGCUAGGCACAUAGCUUUGGGUUUUUUCUUAUUUCAAGUCCUAGUUUUAGUUUCCUGUCUUCCAUUAAUUUCUUCCCAUGAAGAUGAAAAUGUAUUUGUGAUUCAACGUUGCCUCAAAGUGGCACAAAUCCAUAUCCCUUGGACACACCAGUUCUUAUGUUUAUUAUUUUCACUUCUUUAACAGAGCCAUAGCAUGCAGAACAGAGUAUGUGGGUUGUGUUCAGUGUUCUCUAUGAAAUGUCUUCUCAGUUUCAAGAGUGCCUUGUGAAACCCAUGUGUUCUUACCUUUAACAAUAUUAUAUUGAUCCUGAUGCUGUAGAGGAGCUUGAAUCCUAAAACAAAAUGUCACUACAUAAUGUCUAGGACAAGGCAUGCUGUGCUGAGAUCAUAAUUUCAAACUAAGGCUUCUUUUAAAAAAUUGGAAAUACUUUUCACUUUGGUGCCCUUUGUUUCUUUUAAUCCUUGACACCAGUAGAGUACUACUGGAAGGAAUAUCUAUAGUUCUUUUAUGUUAAAUUUCACCACAAAUAAUUGGUACGUAUUUGUGAGGUUAAGCAUGAUAAUAGCUGCUAACAUCCUGGUCAUAAGUUCAUUGCUUAGAAAUGAAACCCUACUACAGUGGUGCCUCGCAAGACGAAAUUAAUUCGUUCCGCGAGUUUUGUCGUCUUGCGAUUUUUUUCGUCUUGCGAAGCAUGGUGUCGGGAAAGUUUUGGAAAAGCUUCAAAAAUCACCAAAGUCUUUAAAAACCUCAAAAAGGCUACCACACACCGCGUUCUAUGAGUUGCUCCUCGAAGUCAAGUCGCAACUGUAUUAACGGUGUUAAGAAAAAGCAAACAAACUUGCAAGACGUUUCCGUCUUGCGAAGCAAGCCCAUAGUGAAAAUCGUCUUGCGAAGCAGCUCAAAAAACCCUUUCGUCUAGCGAGUUUUUUGUCUUGCGAGGCAUUCGUCUUGCGAGGUACCACUGUAGUUAUUUCUAGUAGAGUUUGUUGAGGACCAGAGCCUAAACCACAUAAUCAACAAAUAAUUAGAAGUUGCCACGAACUAAUGCCUGCUUUAUUCAUGUCUUCAUGUCUGGAAGAUAAGAGCAUUUUCCUUUUGGCCUGGGAGAUGCAUGCUCAAAUCCCAGCCCAGUCAGUGUUGUUCAAAAUCAUUGUGCAAGCUGAAGGCAGUCAUUUCAUUGAAAGCCACUGAAAUAAUAACUGACUGCCACUUCUUUUCAUGGCUACAUGUUUAGAGGAGAUGAAGCCUAAUGCACUUGAUAAUUAUAGGAAAAGGCUCAGCUGGAUAUUGUACAGAGCUGUAAUGCAACUGCCAAAAUAAAAGUGACUAUCUGAGUAACACUCUGAUGAUCAGUAGAAUGAUUCUUUUCUACAAAUAUAAACUGAAUUUAAUAGGCUGUUUAUAUGGGUAUUAAAGUUUAUUCCAUAUUGUUCCUGGCACCCUCUGAAUUUGGUGUUGGAGAAGUAUGUGCAAGCUUAUUAGUUCUAGGACAGAGUGCAAUAAACAAAGAAAAAGAAAAGUUGAAAGGUGUUACCAGCCAUUGAUUGACAUGCUAGGGCAUCAUACUCAAUUACUUCUAAGCUGUCCUCAGACAGAAGAAAUUGUGUAUCCAUCUGUUCCUCAAAUUUGAAACAGAGUUUACAGUCAAAUGCACCAGUAGGCUGUUCUUAGUUCAGGACCCUAAGAAUAAUAUCCAUGACUAGACAGGUAGCCACUCAAUGGUACCAGCCAAAUGAUGCCCUGAUUUUUUUCUUUGAACUAGGAAUCAAUAUAGGUUUUUAAGAAACAAACACUUAAUGUGGGCAGAAUUUCUGUCCCAUCAACAAUUUCCUUGUAAAACUGCCAAAAGAUUUCUUGGCUUUCUCACAGUGUUGUUAUCAGUCCCUGGAUUAGAUGUGGAGCAGUGAGAGACAUACAUCUUUAGGAAGCCUCUGGAACUAUGAAAGAAUGUAAUCCUGAGAUGUGUGUGUGUGUGUGUGUGUGUGUGUGUGUGUGUGUGUUAAAUGACAUCAUACUUUCCCCCUGCCCCAGAAUGUAUGGGGGAAAUGGAUUUUAACUUCUGUGUAUUUUAUCUAUUGAGGAUAAAGGAGGUUUGAGAUGAGGGGUUGGAUUGUGGGAUAAUUGGACUGGCUGGGGGUUGAUUCAUAGCAAGCCACUGAUUCAAAUGGAAAUGCUGCUCACAAUCAGCAGUGCAGGAAAAUGGCCUGAAUACUAUUCCUCUCUAGUAAAGGAAGUAUGAUGAGUUGCCAGCUAAUGCAUAGAUUAAAAAAAGAAAUGAUGGAAAGAAACUAAAUUAUAGAAAUGCUGCAGACAAGGAAGAUCCAUUCUAGACUUGGACACCUAUGAGAUUCUGGCGAUUCUAUGCAAGUAGAGCAUGAGAGUUGCACCCAUAGCCCUACAAAUGAGAGAGAAAACUCAGGUCUGGGAUUUUUAAUUGGCAACAAAUUUAUUAGAAAAACUCUGAAGGAUCUGCAAAUAGGUAUUGCUGCUGUGUGAAGUGGUUCCUAUAAGUCAGAGGAUGUGGGCUCCUAUAAGUCAGAGGAUCAUAAUACAUAAUCCUUGGUUUUUUGGGCAAGCUUUAAAAUGAUUUACUUAGCUUAUAGGUCUCAGAUAUGCAUUUUCACUAUGCAGCAGCAAUAAAAUAAUGCAGGCAAAAAUAAUCUUAGUUGAAAUUCAGCAAGAUGGCACUCCAUUAUUUGCAGUGUGAAGAGUGGGGUGGAUGACAGGAAACAGGCCUUAUUUACUUCCUUUCAGGAGAGGAGAGAGUGUGAACUAAAUUAGCCGACUGUAGCCGACUAGGAAAUGUGGAUUGUUAGGUUUGACUGCAAAUCUCCCACACCUGGGACCUUCUGCAUGCAAAACAGAUGUGUUACUUUCAUCUCCUAGAAGGUGCCUCAAGGUGUUCACCAUUUUUUCCCUUCACACCAAUUCAUCUAACCUAGCACUGUAUCUGCCAAAAUGGGGAAAAGGUGGGAGCCUGGACAAUUGCCGAACUUCCCAAGCCCAGUGUGACUUAGGCAGAAGACCUGUAAAAUCCAAAAGUAAUCAGGAACUCCAGGGGAGGAAAAAUUCCUCUGUGGCUGCAACCAAAAUUGGAAACCAGGGGAAAAAAUCCCUCACUGGGUCAAGGGUAGGUGGGUGGGUACUGGUCAAGACCCCACCGCAGAGGCUGCACUGGAUAAAACCAGUCCCAACCCGAGUCCUUCCCAUCAAAACAAAACCAGUCAUUUUGCAGUUAGUUCCAAGGUCAUCUCUGGAUGGUUGGCCGGGUGCAAACCAUGUUGCCCUCCCCCCUGCAAUUCUGAGGGUGGAGAAAUAGUGUGAUUUGAUCUGCAUGGAAUUCAUGUCACAGCAAACAAGGUUAUGGCAGCUAGCAAACAAAGUGUUUGUACUCUAAAGUGAGAGUGUGCAAUAAAGGGACAGUGUGAAUUUCUGAUCACGGGGGUGAUAUGAAUGAGUGCUUACAUGCAUCUGAACUCUCAUGUCAAUGCUGCAGUCUUGCUGGGAAGCAGCUACAGUCUUCAAACCAACCAGCUAUGUGAGUGGGAGGAGAUCGCUGAUUACCAUCAAUUAGAAACUCAGCAUAGAGAAUAGAAACUAGAAAGCUAGCAUUAAAACUACAUCCUCGGGCAUGCUGCUAAAUAUGAUGCCGUUCUUUUAGUAGCAGGCACUUAUAGAUAUAUUUAUCUUUUCGCUUUUGGGGGAGGGCAUGUAGGGAAGGAGUUAGAAAAUAUCUGAAGAUAUGUGCUUGGGGGGGAUAUCUUAUUACUGAGGGUCAAACUACAUGUGCUUGUCUUUUGUGUUCUGUAAAUAUAAGCCAAGGGAAAGCCUGAGUAGCCUUGCCACUGUGGAGGAUGGGGAAGAGAAAUGUAACUCUUCCACUCCCUGACACAACUCUGACCAUCUCAACAUGUCUGGUAGUGCUGGGGAGCAGGAGUCUAUGCCAUUGUGCAUGUCGUCACCAAUAACAUGGGGGAAAUGUAACCAUGCAGUUCUUGAAGUAAAGGUUUAAAUAGGAGAUUAAAAUUUGAGGUAGUUGUCUCAGAAGCAUGUGUGCAGAUGCUGUGAAGAAGGUAAAUUCCAUGUUAGGUAUUGUUCAGGAAGAGAUCAGAAAUGAAGCUGCUAAUAUUAUAAUGCCUACGACCUGGCCACACUUGGCAUGCUGUCUAAAGCUUUUGUCAUUUUUGUCAAAACGGAUACCGUGGAGCUGAAAAAGGCACAGAAAAAGGAAACUUAAAAUGAUCAGGAGCAACUCCCUGUAAUGAAAGGUUACAAUGUUUGUGGUUUUUCAGAUUAGAAACACACACACACACACUUAAGUGGGGAGAUGAUAGAGAUGCAUAAAAUUACACACAACGUGGACAGAGUGGGUAGGGUUACUAGAACCCAGAGUAAUCCAGUGAAGAUGGGAGAUUCACAACAAACGUGAGGGAAAAGGUACUCCUUCAUGUUCUAUGUAGUUGCACUGGUGAAGCCAGUGCCACAAGAUGGGAUGAUGGCCACCAACUUAGCUUAAAAGUAAAAUUAGACGAAUUCAUGGAAGAUAAGGCUAUCGAUGACUACUAAUCAUGAGAAUUAUAUGCAACCUCCAGGAUUAGUGGUGACAUUCCUCAGAAUAACAGUCUCCAAAGGGAAAAAAGGUAGUAGAUUGUUGUUGCAUUCAUGUCCUGCUAUUGGCCUUCCCAAUGACAUCUAGUUGGGAAUUUUGAUGCUGGACUUGGAUGGGUCUUUAUUCUAAUACAGGAGGGAUCACUUGUGCUUUUAUCUUCCUACAUGACUUCUAAGAGAAACUCCCAUUGGACACUUUCAUUGAAAUCAAAAUGGUAACUUCAAAUGUUAGUUUUUCCCCCCGUACCUGGCAGAGUGAUAUUUAAACUCCCCCCUCUAUAGACCCUACUGUUCAGGGCUGCUGAGACUUCCCUUGGCCUUCUGUUUAUGUAACACACAUCCUGAUUGCAUUCAGACAAAUAAUAUAUCUAAUUUAGCCCUGAAAGCUUAUCUCAUUCUGGUUUCUCAUACAUGUUCCAGAAUUGUUUUGUCAAAUAAUUAAUUCUUGGAUUUCCGCUUUAAAAAGAAAUAAAAAUCGGUUUACAGUAUAUCAAUGGAUUACUCUGCAGUCAUUAUGACAAGUUCACAAAUCUUAAAUAGUUUGCUUACAUCCAAGUAUCUUACCUUAUUUUUCUUUUUUCUGAUUGAUUAUAAAUCCUCUGAACAGGAACUGUAAUCAUUUCUUUGUUCUGGGCAACAUCUAGUACAGUCAGUGCUUGUUCAAAAGAAAACUUGCCUAUGAGAGGAAGCUAAAAUAAAGAUUCAGGUUGAGAGUAAUAGAUUUAAUCCUUGAAUUAAGGCACUUUAUACUCAUUGGUUUGCUUUCACAGUUUUUUGGUGUGUAGCUGGGAGAAAAACGAUCUAGCUUGAUCCCAAAAAUUGAUAAAGAAUUGGUUUAUUUCUACAUUCACCCCCUCCCCCACCCAUGCACUAAAUUACGUGUAUAUGGUCCAGAUGCUCAUUAUUCACACUUACAUGUUCUUUCUGUUGAGCAUAAUCCCCUGGAAACUAGUAACUUUUCCACUGUAGAUUUUGUAUUUUAUUAAAAAGUCAUGUUAUAAUGGAAAUGGACUGUUUAUGGAUUGUUCAAAACAAUUUAUCUGAAAAGAGCUACAUCCAACUCUUUGGUCUGUGAAAUUUCCAUUUGGUCUUUGAGAGCGGGGAGGAGGAGGUUGGAAAGCAAAAUAUAAAUGGAAAUUGCUCCAUUAGCUGUUUGGGGCUCCUUAACAUUUGUGAACUGUUGGUGCAGCAGAAUCCCUGUAGUUAAUCCAUUAUUUCAAUUAUGUUAAGCAUUGAAGUUAGACUUGUGAAGGAAGUUGGCAUUCAGACGGAAAGUACUGCAGAGCAUAACUGUAAAUGGUAGAAGGCUAAAGGCUGCCUAUGCAAAAGCAUAAAGCAAAACCACUAACACUUUCUACAAGCAUUCAUUGUUCUUAACAUAAAGAAGCUUUAAGUUGUUUUACACAUCUUGGGAGUUGAAUUACUUUAAUGAGAGGAAAGAGGGAUUCAUAAAUAGAUGAAGUACAUUCUUUUAAAUGACCACUUGAGACAUGUAGGAAUGGAGAAUAAUUUUUCUCAUCAAAUAAGCUGUUCUGUUCUUGUUAUUUAUUGUGUUUUUAGAUUUUGCUGGAAGCCGCCCAGAGUGUCUGUGGCAAACCAGUCAGAUUGGUGGCUUAUAAAUAAUAAAAUUGUUGUUGUUACAUUGGUCACAGGACAUAUGCCAGAAAACCUUUUUUCCAUAUUUCCAGUCAAAAUUACUGUAAGUUUGACACUUGCCCAUGAAACAUUAGCUCAUUGUGUAUAUUGCUGCAAGUGGAAUUUUGGUUUUGAUUCAUGUUUUAGUGAGAACAGUUGUCAUGAAGUAACAGAUCAAUUCUUGUUGCAAAACUGUUACAUGAAUCACAUUGAUUAUAUUUGUAGGGAAGAUCAAGCUGGUUAACGGAUAAAUGGUUUAAUGUUAAUUGGAGUUCAAAUAAUAUGAGCUAAAACACAAAUAUUAUGUAAAGAAGCUUACAAAUGUUACAUUUCUCACUAUGGAUUUACACACUGCAAACAGAAAAAUGCCAAAACAAACCAUACAAUUCAACUGAAUUAACUGCAUAACUCUCUAGAUGUGUUGUAUUGCCUCAGCAGCCCCGUGCUAAGGACAAAUCUAGGGGGGAAACCUACCCACAUGCUAUUUCUGCAUGUUUUGAACCCACUGUUAUUCACCAAGGGUAGGAAUCCAUAAAAACAACAUGAAGAACUGGUCCUUCUGCUUAGUUCUGUUGAUUUGAAGGCACUGAAUUUACAGUAGUUUCAAUGUUGGGUGUGCCCUGAUUUCCUAGCACGCACCCAGCUACAUUUCAUCUUUUUUGAACUAGCCAAUAAAUUUUACAUUGUGUGGCUAUGCAGUUUUCAAGUAUGUAGCAUACUGAGAGGGGAGACCUGUCAGGCAGUGCUGGAAAAAAUGGAUAUAACCUUGGUAUAAAGAAUAGGAAUAAAAUUGUAUUUCUACUCACACUGUUAGAGGAAGGUUGUUGUUUUUAAUGUAAGGUUGCAGUUUUAAUAUGACAAAAGCUGGGUGAUUAAUUUGCCAAGGAAAAAACAAUUUCACUUGUCUUCAGAAUAGAGAACAAAAUGUCACUGUUGUUGUCCUCCUAGUAGAACAAAUUGUGAGAUUAUUAACAUUCCAGUGUGCAACAGUGUCCCUAGUUAUGAUUUUUUCACACAACAAAUUAUUUAAUAGUAUCACUCAAUUCAGAAUACUCUUCUAAACAGGAGCUAAAUAUGCUUUUUUAAGUACAUUUUAUUCCACCUUUUAAAACAAAUGCUGGGGGAACAAGAUUUGUACAUCACAGCCAGUGUUGCAAAUUGAGAUAUGAAAGCUAAGGAGCUAAAUGGCACCUUAAACCUAGGUUAUGGGCACAACGGAAUGUCUAGGCGCACUUCUAGGCCUUCCCCUGCCCACCCCCCUAAUACUCUUAAGACGGUCUUUUCUCCAGUCUUCAGAGAGUAGCUGCAAGUGGGGAGGCAGAAAAAGGUCCUCAUUUCCUUCCACUCUGCAAUUUUAAUUUGAAAUCUUAGGCGCAGUACUGCACCCUGAGCUCAGAAACUGCUCACACUAAUGAAAUUCCCUCUCGCAAAAUGCACCUAGAAGUUUCAAACACUGAUUACAGUAUAAUUUGCUAAUCAAAGCCUGCUACUGAUCUUUUAAUCCCAACCCUUUCCAAACACCAAAGCUUUGCAUAAUAAGUUGCGGUUCUAGUAUGUUUAUUAUCUCAUUGACACAAAAGCAUCUAUAGCAAAUAGCAACCUUUUAACUACUUGUAUAUUGGUAAAAACAUAGCUUAGACUGAUACAGGAGAAAAACAAAUAAACAGGAAAAGAAGAUAUAUAAACAUUGAUCCAGAUGUAUAAGUGGCUAACUUGUGAAAUGGAAAUACAUAUUUUAUUUAAAUACAUAUUUUAUGUAACCAGCAAGUAUAUAAAUGACUGUUUAUAUAUUAAACAAAACACCUAGUCUCAGUAAGAGCUUGCUUUUUUCUUUUUCUUUUUUUGUAGACAGGGUUGGGGAUGGGCAACUGGGAGAGAUUGCCUGACAAGGUAGCAGGGAGGUCAAACUUGGGCCUUGGUAGCACUUUCAAAUCCAUUUUUGCCUUGAGAGUUGCAAGAGAUUCUCACUUUGAAAACUGAUGUCUGUAUCUUCCAAGCUUUAUGCAUGUGUAUGGAGUGGCUUCUGGGGGUCUUUUGCCCAGAUAAGAAAGUUCCAGUAUACAGUGGUACCUCGGGUUAAGAAUUUAAUUCGUUCUGGAGGUCUGUUAUUAACCUGAAACUGUUCUUAACCUGAGGUACCACCUUAGCUAAUGGGGCCUCCCGCUGCCGCACAAUUUCUGUUCUCAUCCUGAAGCAAAGUUCUUAACCCGAGGUACUAUUUAUGGGUUAGAUGAGUCUGUAACCUGAAGCAUCUGUAACCCGAGGUGCCACUGUAGUUCCUUAAGUUUUUUUAUAGCAUAAAUUAAUAUUUAUUUUUUGACUGAGAGGUUUUCAACCUUUUUGGGUCCACGGCUCCCUUGACCAACUACAUUCUUUCUGUGGCACCCCUGUGGGACUCAGUUAGGUCACCCCUUGCCUGCAGAGCUGGCAGCCUCUCACCCUUUUUUGAACACCCUCCCUUGUGAAGUAUUCCCUCAGCCUCCUCUCUUCUCCCCUCUCCUUAGGAGUCCUCUGGGCAACUGCAGCUGCCGCCCUUGGUCUCUAGCUUCCCCCCUGCCCCAGGUGUACUAUGUGCUGCUGCUUCUCAUUAAAGCAUAGCUUAUUUUUAAUGGCCAUUUAAUGAGAUUUGUGAACCAGGCCAAUAUAUUUUCCACAAUACACUGAAAUAUUGUGACUAAAUCUUUACUUUUAUUUCUCAUAGAUUACUGAAAUAUUGUUUCUACAUUUUGUAAGUAGCUUAUCCUUCUCCCACCUUAAAGCUAUCACAAACAGAAUAUCUUAACAUUUUGUUUUUGUUUGGUUUUUUUAACAGAUAAAGCACUGUGUUUCAUUCCAGUAAAUAUUGUUUUGUUAGCAGCUGUUAUGUUCCUUGGAGUGCUAUGAGAGCUGCUGUAGAGACCUCUGAAAUAUAGGGAAAGCAAACAGUUUCCGCUCAGCUUUUGUCAGUCUAGCAGUACUUUGUUUUAAACAUGGGAGCCAAUAAAGAGACAUUGGUCCAGUUCAUGCACAAUGCUCAAACAUGCAACAGCAUAAAUGAGUAAAUGUGGGUUCCCAAGGUGAAGUUUGCAUCUGCUGUGCUCCUCAUCUGCUGCUGAUGCUGCUGAAAACAAAUAUUGCUUACAGCUUGUGAUUUGUCUGGACAAGAAAAACCACAGCCUAGGUUCAGAUGUAUUACAGCUGUACCUCUUGUUACGUCAGUCUCCGGUUGCGUUUUUUCAGGAUACGAGUGCGGCAAACCCGAAAGUGUAUACUUCCAGGUUUCGCCACGCGUGCAUGCACAGAAGCGCUCUAUCGUGCUGUGUGCGCGCGCAGAAGUGGCAGUCUAGUUGUGGAGUUUUUGGGGUGCAAACAGCACCCUGGAAUGGAUCGAGUCCAUAACUAGAGGUACCACUGUACUGAGCCCAGCAUCAACAGGACUGGGUAAAUAAUGCAGCAGGUGUGAUCUUCACUUUUGGUGCCCAUUUGUGCACACUGAAUCAUGCUUAUGUGUGAACCAGGCCAGCGAGUCACCAAGUAAUUGGAAACUAUCAAACCUGAAUUCUUCUUUUCCUAUUCUUAACAGUCAAUGACAUCUUGAAUAAAAUUUGCGGAAAGCAUGUUGGUGGUUAAAUGUGUUUUAGGAUCCUUGCUAAGCACCACUUGCUUCCAAUGGGUGUAUCUGUACAGUAUAUGGUACACAAAUACUUAUGCAAAUAUCAGCUCAAGGACUAGAUGGGAAAUGCUGACUUCUCCCCCUAAAUGGUAGUCGAAUAAUCAUGUUGGCAAUGAUGAACAUUCGUUUACUAGGAAAAUGCUCACCACAGCAAAAAUAAAAAGCAUUUGAUCCACCUUACAAUCUCUUCCUCUUUAAAAUAAUAUUUCAUUUAUCUUCAGUUUUAUAGCCUGCUGUAAGAGCUUCCAUUUUCAAAGAAGGAUAUGUACCUUGGAAUGAAAGGGUUUAUAAUAGUUUGUUCCCUACUCAGUAGCAAGCAAAGCAUAUUAUCUGAGCAUGUCAGUUCAGGAAUAUGUACUAUAUUAAUUCAAGAUUUGUAACUGUUUAGAGAAUAUGAUUCAGGGAAAAAAAACCUUCAGUUUCAACUGUUUAAAAGGAUCUGAUUCAUACUCUAGAAACUGUGUCUUUCAUAUAUAUGUUUGGGAUAAAUAGAAAUAAUUAGUGGGGUGGGGAGCUAAACUCACAUAGUCAAAUACACAGCUAGGAGAUGUACUGGCAAUACCAAGAAGUGCCUCUGAAAGAUGAGCUGCCAAUGAGAAAGGCCUUUUCCUGGCUUUGUUUCUGACCCUCCCCAUCACCAGUACUGUUCUUCUAGAAAGAAAAGGUGCCAGUACUCACCAUGAAAUUGUUGUUACAACAAGUGCCAUACUUUUAGCCUUGAGUGCCCCCAGAAAAAGCACUGCCCAUCACUGAUACUGUCUUAAUUCAUGGCAGCAAGGGAUAAUAGGCCUCUGGCAAAGGUUAGAAUCAUAGAGCUGGAAGGGACCCUGAGGAUCAUCUAGUCCAAACCCCCUGCAAUGCAGGAAUAUGCAGCUGUCCCAUACAGGGAUCAAACCUGCAACCUUAGCGUUAUCAGCACCACGCUCCACCAACUGAGCUAUCCAAGGUUAUGUUAUUACUGCAAAAUGCAUGUUCUUCUCACUUCCAUUUUGCUUUGAAAUCUACUCCAUUCAUAACAUAGUCUGGAGUGAAACAAAAAGAAAGGGGAACUUUCUGCAAAGUGGAACUGGAAGUAUCUGGAAGGUGGCAUACCUGUGCCAAUGACUGGAAUGACCAAUGGAUGGGGUGGUGGUGGUCUGAAUAAUAAAGACUGGAAGAAUAACGCAAGAAAAUCUUUAAUAAAAACAUUUUUUAAAAAAAAUUAAAAAGACUGGAAGAAUUCAAGGCUGGACCUUCUCCAUUUAUUCACACCAGCCAUUGUGUGAGGUGGCAAAUGGUGGCAAGGAAUUUGUGGCAUCAUUGUGUAUCUCAUGGCUGGAUUUGCUUACAGUAAUCGGGGUGUAUUCCUCAGUUUAGGUUAUAACAUAAUAAGUGGUGCUUAUUUGAAAUUAUACACCAGUUAUUUAUGGUUAUGUUAAAAUACAACAUUAAAAUACGACAUUUUUAAUAAUAUAGCAAAUGAAACCCUUCUUUGCACUGACAAAAUAGUCUGCAAGAGUGUGCUGUGCAUUUAAAAAAAUGGUUUUAAGCUAAUUUAAGACAGAAGGGACACUUUGCAACAAAUCAUGUUGUAGUAUGGUUUCUGGAGAUCAAUUACUGAUACAGUGGAAAGAGCGCCACCUACUGAUUUGCCAGGAUGAGACAUUGACAAGCAAGUUUUUUGCAGAUCUCAUGUGGAAAUCUACCUGUGGAACAGAAUUGCUCUGUGAUUAAGAUUGACUUCAGUGUAAGGAAGUAGGAAAGGUUAUAUUUAUGUGGUUGCUAAUGCAGGACAGGUGAAGAGUGUUGCUAAAAGCAAUGGAGAAAUUAAAUAUAUAUAGAUAUACUGUAUAGAUAUAAUGGGGAUUACGAUUGUGAAUUCAUUUUUGUCUUUUAAUUGAGGAAACCAAGAUGUGUGUUUGCCCUACAAUCUCAUGCCAAAAUACUCAUCGGAUCUGAAAAUAUUUUUAUAAUAACACGCAUGUAAUUAAGAGAACAAGCGGACAGUAGGCAAUGAGGUACAAAUAAUUCCGAAUGAUUUAAGCCAGCAAAUGGGGGAAAGAAGAAAGACAGGAUAGAACCUGAUCUGAUUUGUGGGUUGGAGUAGUUCUUGUUUUUGUUUUGUUUUUAAAGACUGAAACUACUAGGUGGCAGGGGAAAGCACUAAUACCAGAUGCUUUUGUACUUCAUGCAUAUUUCACAAGUGAAAUACUGGACUUCUUAAUUAUGCAGGCAAAUAGAUCACAGAAGUUUAUCUGUGUGAAAGGUUUCCCAUGCACAUGAAUGAUGAUUCACAUAUUUUGAGGUUUAGAUCAUAGUUUCUGGCUGUAAUGCUUGUAGCUUGUACUAAGAAUGUGCAGACUGAAUGUCUUGUGAUAUGUUAGAAAAUGUAAGGAUGACCUCAUGUCUAUUUGUAAACAUCUAACAGACUUCUUUUUAGUUUAUCUUUUUCUUUUAUAUUGGACCACAGGCUUUCUAAAGCAGAGUUUUCUCUUAGUUCUGAAAUAUUUGUCAUCUAGUGUUGCUUUAAAAGAUGUAUAGCUAAUAUAUCAAAUUGGAAGCAUUUUAACUUUAAUGUUUAUAUUUAAGUAUGCAUGAUUUGCUUAUAAUUUUAUACUGUAUUUUUUAUUUAUUCUAUGAUAUGCUUUUAUGUAAGCCACCUUGAUUUCAAUUUGGGAGUUGGGUGAGAUAUUAGUAUUUUGAAUGAGAAGACUUAUAACAUUAAAAUCUUGAUACCAAGCCGUCUAGACAAAGUAGGGGUAGUGAUUUAUUUAAAGUAAGAUGAAGCAAACAAAUGAACAACAUUUGUGCUCUCAUUUAGUCCAGAGAAGAAUGAAACAUUCUACUGAUGACUUGUUUUGGCGCUUGUGUCAGCCUUAAACACAAUGACAGAACUGCAGGGAGCCAAACACAUGUUUGCUUUCUGUUAAUAUAUUUGUCAUUAGCUAAAUACUGGUGAGGCUUAAGUGUCUUAUCAAGAUGGACAGUGAUCUAGAGCAAUAAGUUUCCAACAGCAGGAUAAGAAAAAGGAAGAGAUUUAUGUAUGAUGUGUCAGCUAGAAAGGUUAAUUAUGGCCACUAGCCAAAGAUAUGUGGUUUGGUUCCAAAAAGUGUGCACUGUGAUCAGAAAAGCACUUCUGCUCAUCCAAGGAAGGGGCUCCUGCAGUUUUCAAAUCUUCCGGCCAUCUGCAGCCUCUCUUAUGCCAUAUCUCACACCAUUUCCCAAGGUCCUCAGACCUUAUAGAUCUGGUUUUGGGGGUACAGAAAGUGUGAAAACCUCUAUUCCAUGAGAAGAGCAAGACACUUAGUUCUUAGGAGCUGAGCCAAUAUGCACACAAUAACAUGAUGCAUUUUGCUUUUUGGUUUUAAAAAGCUAUAUGUGAACUAGAAUGUCUGGAUUCAGAUUUACUCUGAAUUGGAUUUAUUAUAAUUUUACUGGAAAGAAAGAAGCAUCUAAUCUUUUCCCUAUAAAUUUAGUCAACUCAGCAGAUGGGUAUCAGAACACAUCAGGAGUUGAUUUCAAGCAAGGUUUACUGAGUCCUUUCUUCAUCUUAUUUUCUCCACACGGCCCAAUUUCUAACUCUAGCCUUAACUUUUUUAUCUGUUUUUCCCCUGUGUAGGUUUACAAUUGUGCUAUGAGAAAUGGCUCCCUUCUUACGAAUAUCAUUCAACUCCUUUGAGCUAGGACCUAUGCCGAAUCAAGGAGAGCAACCACAGCCAUUCUGUGCAAUAAAAAUGAAAGAGGCCUUGACUACAGGUAAGAAGAUUGAUCAGUUGAAUUGAUUCCAUUUGUGGUCUGGAAUUCCUCACAUGUGGUCUGGCAGGACCAGAGUCUAAUUGUGUGCUUGUUUAUGAGAAAGGAAAUCUCACUGAGUCGGUAGCGAUGUACUCCAAAGUAAAUGUGUAUACAAUUACAACCUUAAGGUGUCAAAGGAUGCAGUUUCUAGUCUAAUGUAUGUGGCAUAGGCCAGUUUAAUCCCAAUGACAGGGAAAGAGUGAAGAAUAUGGCUAUUUGUGUACAGCAUCAUUUGGAUUUAAGUCAUCUGAUCAUAGGCAAUGUAUCAGGAAGAGAUGAUGAUGAUGAUGAUGAUGAUGAUGAUGAUGAUAAUAAUAAUAAUUUAUUAUUUAUACCCCACCCAUCUGGCUUGGCUUCCCCAGCCACUCUGGGCGGCUUCCAACAAAAUAUUAAAAUACCGUAAUACAUCAAACAUUAAAAGCUUCCCUAAACAGGACUGCCUUCAGAUGUCUUCUAAAAGUCUGGUAGUUAUUGUUCUCUUUGACAUGAAGGUUUUACAUGUUGAUACAGUACUUCCGUGUGAGUGUUGUGUUGUGUUGUGUGUAUGUGUGUUUUAUACUGAAAACUCUCAGCAUCUGGGAGGAAGGCUUUCCAACUAAAAAAAGAAAAAAAAUCACACCUUUGGCUAAAGAGGUCAGGGAAACAAGGUAUGCCUGCAUCUUAGGAAACAGUAUCUUUGAUGGCCUUUUAUCAGGAUAAGGAGGUUCCCUAGAGCUUUGAUGGAUAAACCCUGGCCCUGUGUGACUCCUUUCUUAGAAGGCUCAGGAGUAUUGCUGGCCUUCCUUGCUGAACUUUAGACCCUUAAAAAUAUUCUUGAGGCCUUUUCUUUUGCACUGCAUGAAAACCAAUUGUCUCCCAGGGCUUGGACUAAAAAUACUUACAUAAUAAGUGCUUUCUUUCCCUCUAACUUUAAGCUAAUGGCUGUUACUAUUAGAACUAGAAAAGCUUGUUCAUUUCCAUUCUAUUUGUUCCAUGGAUCCUUUUUGGAAAGAAAUGAAUGGACCCUUUUUUCUUUCUUUUUUUUGUUUCAUUUAUUAUGGAACAAAUGCAUAUCCAUACUGUGAAUGAAGAUUUAAAAGUAUUGCUCUGGUUUAUUUUGAAUACUUUUGGGUACACAAAUUGUUCAGCAAAAUGGAUAAACUGAAAAUCUUUAAUAUUUUAUCUGUUCAUAAGUAAUAUAUAUACACUUUUAUGUCAGUGUAAUCAUUGUGGGAAAGCAAGUUGAAGUUGAACAAAAAAAAAAAUCAUUUGACCUCUGUCUCAUAAUUAACAUUUUCUAAUUCUGGUCCAUGUACCAGUAAAAUCGGUACACCCAAACGUCACUCAAGUGAACAUUUUCUGGCCAAAUGUAAAAUGGGGAAAAUAUUUUCUUAGGCCCAGGCUGAUUACUGCAUAGUUGGAUUUCCUCCUUUUAGGCCAACACAGUCAAGCGUGUGUUAGAUCACCACGACAAAUGGGUAGAGUUCCUUUAAAAUCUUCAAGAAAAAAUGUAACAGAUGCUGGAGGGGAUACUAGAGCAGCAUUUAUCUUUAUCUGGAAAUUCAUGGGCUGCCGAUCUGCCUUUGAGGACAUUGUUAUAGAAGUUGCCACAACAAAAUUGCAGAAAGGGUGGAGGUUGGGAGCUCUGGGAUUCACUUUUCAUUAAUUGAAAACAUCUGCUCUGAGUAGCUGUUACUAGAAAGGAUCUCUGAGACCAGGUAAAAGCUUUUUGGCAGAAGCAGAGGAGAUAAAGCAGAAGUCUGCAGAAUGCAGAAUAUCCUCAGGUGGCUAUUUGUGAACAUUUGGCAAGCUAACAUCAGCCUGCUUGUCAAAUACCUAAUUUAUAAUGUUGGUUUUGGCAGUCCUUACCUAAUAAAGCCAAACUGAGGUGCUAUUCUUUACUACUGUUUGGACAGUCCAUCAUACUGAGAGACGUGCAUCAAACAAAACAGCUGUUGGAUAAACAUAAACUUAACUCUGAACUUAAAUCCUAUGUCAGAAUAUUAAGGAACCGAUCACUCUCCAUACAGUUUACAGAGAUUCGGCUAUUUAUCAUGGCUCAACUAACACAGUUGCCAAAAUUGGGCCUGGAUAUUAGGCCACAUUUGGAAAUCUGAGAAACUCUUGUGGGCACCACUAUAAAAUGGCUUCCAUUGGGCAUCUAUCUAGUCACAGAAAAGCUGCCCAAGGGAUCUUUGCUGUCAUGGAGGACAAAUAACUUUGCAAAAGACAGAGGGAGAGCAUGCCUAUAAGAGAGAAGUUGGCUCUGAAUCCCAACUUUCAAAACAGACAUUUCCCAUGCCCCAAUGCACAACCACAUAACCCAUUUCACAGAAGUAACACACAUCCACCCCACAAAGCAGCUAAACAAUUUUGGCAAUUCCCCAAAUCUGGAAAAGCUGUGGGGGCAUUGGGAAAAUCAGGGGAAAUCCACUCACCACCUUAAGGCACAAAAAAACAGGCAAACUCUACUGAAGAAGUCAAACAGGUGAGACCCACCCAUGUACCCCACAAAGCAACACACAUGUUGAAGGCAAAAUCCAUCAACACAUACAAGAGAAACAUCCCACAUGGGUCCCAGUGGCAUUCUGGGGAAGGGAAAGGGAAGAGGGUUGAUGUGGUUGGACGCCUGUACUUGGUUUUCCUAGGAGCUCAGUGCCAUCCAAAGCACAAUAAAGGAAAAUAAAUUUUUAAACAAUGAGAAGGGCCAGGGUUCUCCAUUGGGGCAAUGGGCUGGGGACCCUAGGGAUAAGGCAAUCUAAACAAUGACUAAAAUAAGACUUAUUCAAUGUUCAUUGGCUGUUAUUGCAGUUGAUGUGUUUGUAAAAAAUCCUUCUUUGUUAUCUUAACAUUGUUGAGAUUAUUUCCUGGCUAUAGUUCUAAUAAAAUUAAAAUCGUCUGUUGGUUGUGAUUGUGAAAUUUAGUGUUUUCCUGGCAGCUCUUCAUUUAUGCCUUUUCUGUGACAUUUCCAGAGAGAGGCAAAACCUUGAUUCAAAAGAAACCCACUAUGUACCCAGAGUGGAAAUCUUCAUUUGAUGCCCACAUUUAUGAGGGCCGCGUUAUUCAGAUUGUUCUCAUGAAAGCAGCAGAAGACCCAUUAUCUGAGGUGACUGUGGGUGUAUCUGUUUUGGCUGAAAGAUGUAAGAAAGGCAAUGGGAAAGCAGAAUUCUGGGUGAGUAUGACACCAUGUGAUUAAUUAUUUUCUACUGUGUUACCCUAGGUCUAUACAGCUUAGAACCAGAUCUCUAGAGGGCCACAUGCUCAUAGCAUAUGAAUUUUUCACUUGUUAAGAUUAUUCUCAGCAGAACUUCAUGUUCUCAAAAAAUGGGAAUGCUCCUUGUCUAGUUCCUUAGAAAAGGAACAUAAUGUGUGCUUCAACGUGCCUCAUGUCCUUGAUGUCAUUACUGUGUCUUAUUUCCACAACCUUGCUCUGUAUCCCUGACGGGGAUAGAGAAAAGAUUAGGCUAAUUUGUGAUAAACUGAUGGGCCUUGCAGUUGUGACGUGUGCCCUCAGGAUUUUAAUCUGUCGGAUGAAGUGCUGGUGAGCUAGUGGAUCUGAGGCUGAUAAUUUACCCCAAAGUGAAUUUGCCAUCAGUGGGUGGCGUUGUAACCUGGUAGUCCAUAAAUCUGGGCAAAGCUCAAAUGAUGUUCUGCUUAUUUAGAGAGGCUCUCAGUGGGAAACUGUGGGAAUCGGUGGUAUUUGGGUUAAUGCAAAUGAUGUGGAACUUCCAUACAGCCAGACAAUCCUUGUAUGGUUUUAUUGUUUACAUUCAGCUGACGAUAAAUGAAAUGUGGGGUGACUCCGUAAUAAUUAAGAAACUAACAGUAUCAACAUUGUUGUCAUUGUGAAAUAAAUGUGAGAGAGAAGGAAAGUAGUCUUCAACUGUGACUUGCCCCUCUGCAUUGAUAUUUUCAGAAUGUAGAACAAGAUGUUUGUAGGAAUUUUAGUGUAACUGGAAGGUAAUUUGUUGAUUUUGUUCUUCUUAGCUUGACUUGCAACCUCAAGGGAAAGUAUUGAUGGCUGUACAAUAUUUUCUUGAAGAUGGAGGUAAGGAAAUGGGUGAAUAUUAAUAUUAUUCUUCAAUAUGAUGAUGGUGAUGAUGAUGAUGCAAUAUAUAGUAAACAUUAACUUUAAAUUGGAUGACGUUAGCUUGGAUCCAGAGAUGUGAGAAUGGAAGGUGACUUCCCUGUUCCUCCUUCAGCAGCCUUCUAAGUCCCCUGAAGAGCCUCUUGGGAUAGCCUAUGGAAUGGAGUGAGUUGUGGCAUGGGAGCUGAGGAUGGGGAAAUCUUCCCAGAUGGAAUGGGAGGUUCCCCAACCCUCAGAAAAAGUUUGGGGGCAUCUCAGAGGGCUGCCAGGGGAAGAGUGUGAGCUUCUUUGCCUCACCCAAGUCAGACAUGUGUGAGAAGAGGUUCUGUGUACAUACUCACAUGAGCAUUCCUCCAUGCAAGGGGGAAUAUCCAAAGGGCCAUAGCUUAGUGGUAGAGCAUUUGCUUUUCAUGCAGAGGGUCCCAAAUUCAGUCCUCAACAUCUCCAAGUUGGGCUGGCAAUGUGUGAAAACCUGGAGAGCUGCUGCCAGUCAUUGUAGAGAAACCUGAGCUAGGUGGAUUGAUGAUGUAAGUCAAUAUAAAGUACUUUUCAAGGUUGCACAUAAAUGAGCGUAGAUGCCCUUCUGAUGUGUGCAUGGACAUUGAUGGAUGGGUGACUGGCCAUGGGAUGUGGUGAGAGGCCAGCUGAUAGGGACUCUUAACCACCUUAUGCGCCCUUUUAUGUGUUGUGGUCAUCUGGACACAAACUCAGAAGCUUCUGCUUCAUAAGCGUUGCUGAAAAUUCAUUUUCUAUAUCACAGGUGUUCCUCAGCCUGUUAUCAAAGUGUUCUUAUUAUCCGAAAGUGCACUGGCAGACACUUUGCUUCAGCAAAAGAAGUCACUUGGAUCCUCUGCCACCCUCAAGAGGUUGCACAGGGUAUGAACAUUUCUACCACUGUUCUUCCUUUUUAGCCCAUCAUGGUUGCUCAAGGAGUUACAAAAUCCAAUGAUUUCCUUGGGCCUGGCAGGACUGGAACAACAUUGGUUGAUACAUUUGCAUACUAUGCCCAGUUUAAAUAAACCAGUGUUUUGCUUCCAGGGAAAAGGUAUUGCAUCAGCACUGAAAGCUCACUAGUUUGGUGAAUUUUCACUGGGUAAACUACCAAAAGCACAUCUUGUCAGUCACCUGAGGUACCAUGAUCUCCCGUGAAGUGUAUUCUUUUGCCCAUUUGAUUGCAAACGACAUGGACAAAGAAAUUCUCAAGUGUGGGAGUCAUAAAGCCACGGCAAAGGCUUGUAAUAUUGCAGGGUGCCCCCUGACCUCGGCUGACCAGCACUCUGAGCUUUACAAUGUAUUGGAAUGUAUUGACCUUAAAUGGAGUUGUGUUUCCUCUGGGCAGUGAUGACCCUAUAUGGUGAUGGGGGCAAUAAAAGCCUUGACCGGAUGAGGUAACGUGAGACAUUGGCAAACGGCCAUGCGGCUGGAGAGAGACAAAGGAUAAUAAAGAAGCAACAGGAGGAGAGGGAAGUUGGAAAGGAGCUGCUCAUACCAUCCUGAAAAUAUUGCUGGCUCUCUGUGUCUUUAUUUUAUGCUAAACUGCGCCAUUUGUAACGGCUGGCUCCGACACUCAAGGGGUUGCAGGCACCAUGAAUCAUUGCCUGUAAAGCCUGCUCCCAUUGCCUGCAUGGUUUGAUUUCUGACUAUGCAGGCAAAGCCUUGGGGGAUUGCAAGCAAUGAUGGUCAUAUGGUUGGCAUAUGGACUGCAAGAGGCCACAUCUUUACUUGCCCCUAUGUGUGGGCAUGUCUUGGGAGAAACUACCUUGUGUGCCUAAUUAGGACCUUUGCUGGGUCCACAAGCCAGAGGUUCCUCGCUGAUGAAUUAAUCAGUUAAAUGUUGUAGCCUUAGUUUUCAAAUGUGGGGGUAAAUUAAGAAAAGGAACGUGUAAGCAGAAAAAUAUUCUCAUAUAUAGUACUUGUAAUUUAUUAUGCAAGUUUAUGGCAAGAAAUUUUACAAUACAUCUGGUCUAGGAGCUCCCUGCACAUAUCUCCAAUGCACACAUGGCACUCUUACAUGCUAAGGAUCUUCACCUAUUCAGUGGUAUAGGCAGCUUGCUGCACACAUUUCAUUAAAAAAAAUUAAGACAUUUAUUCAAAAGUUAUAGUACAAUUACUAUACAAUACAUUUUCAAUCAAUAUAUCCCUCCACAGACAGCUCUGUGAUGAUGGUGGCAUUAAAAUAUUCUGUUCCUCUUCAAUAAAAGAGAAAAAGAAAGACCAGAUUGUCUCAAAGCUAUCUUUUUUGGAGAUGCCUUUGAUUAGUUGCUGAUGGUAUGUGAGGCAUUCUGAUAGAGCAAUGAUCCAGAUGUUAUUAACCCAAGCCUCUAUUGGUAUAUGAGAAGUUUCCUUCCAUAGUUUCAUGAUGUACAGAGCAAAUUGCUUGUCAUUGAACUAAAAUGGCAUGUUUCCAAACUGAUGUGCCCUAGAUUCAAUUCUCUUCUCCAUAUGAGAGCAGAAAGAAUAUUCCAUCAUUCCUGGAAUUGAGGGGUAGAAGGUGGUUGAAUGCUAGACUUGGGGUCCCACAAAUGAGUCUUCUCCCCUCCCCCCCUCCAUAUAAAAAUGAUGCUUAUAAGAAGUAGAACUGGUUGCCAAUUUCUUUGUUUAUUUUAAUGAAGUUACUGACCUUAUCCAGUCACAGAACUUAGCACCUCAGUGGUUGGUUUACUUUCAUACUGAGUGUCUCACUCUCUGUGUUAAGCAGCUUUGGAGGCAGCAAGAAUAGCUUUCUCUUUCUGGAAUUAUGCCGCGGACUUCAGCAAUAAAACGGAAGGGUUUGUCAAUUGCUUUCUUUGAAAAAUAGGUAGUUUCAGUAGGGAACAAAGUAUUUUAGCAUUUUCAGUGGGUGGGGAAGAUUAUAUGGAUUCUCGAAUGCUCAUUAACUGCAGGUUAAUGCAGGAAAGAGUUAUCUGAAAAGUGUUGCCUAUUUCUGUGUGAUUUAUAGAUUGUAUUAAUACGUAUGCAUGUUUUCCAUAGCUAAAUUUCUUUUUAAUGGACCCACAGUAAAUGGCAAUAACUGGCAAUAUUUCCAUCUGAUAAAACUCUUAAUGGGAAUUGUAGCUUUCUUGCACUGUUCAUUCACUACCCCCAUUCAUUUCAAUGGAAACUGUGCCAGAGGUCUGAGCAAAGGUUUUUCCUUUGUUUGGUAAGAUGUGAAAGUUUGGUGGCAUGUUGUAAUAUUUAUAGGCUUUGACAGCUUUCCACAAUUUUUUCAUGCUAGUUGCUAUCACUUGAACUGCUGUACAUGGCAGAAUUCCCUAAAUAGUGUGUAAGAAGUGUAGAUUUCCAUUUUUUAAAAGAUUUUGCUAGAAGUUGCCCACAUCUUCAUGGCUUCAUAAAAAUAGAAUGCAGGGAGGAUGAGGGGUAGGGUAAAAGGGGUAAUUUUUCCUUCCACUUUGUUCCAGAUGCCUCCUAAAUAUAGAGGACAACUUCUGCUAGGCAUGUCACUUAGUGGAUCAGGGAUUAUGUUUGUGAAUUGCAUCCAAAUGCAGAUCUGAAUGUGCAUCCCAUUGAAAACAAUGUAGUGUUUACAGACUACCUGUGCACGUUUUGGUGCAUUUGUAUGAACAUCUGACACAGUGAGUGACUAUGCAUGGAGAUGCAUAAUUCUGAGCACGGAUCUCCUUUCCUGGAUUAGUCCAUAGUACUGGCGACAGAUUCCAUAGCCUACCUGGGCUUCAGAAUGCCUAUAAGGGUGGGGGAUUCUGUGCAUGUCCUCCAAUACCAUUCUUCCCUUGUGAUCCUUUAAAUGGCAAUGGGGAAUUAUUGAGGCCAAGCUCCCAGACUGAAGGGGAGCAAGCACCAAGCCACUUUAUUCACUUCAGCCAAUCUCCCAUUUCUGACUGGAUGAAAGCUGAUCCCUCAAUUAUAGGGGAAAGAGGUUACAGUCCCUGCUCUUGCCAGCCUUUGGGAAGCUCGGGAUUAUCUUUUUUCCUGCAUCCCUCAGGAAUCCAUCUCCCCAAGUAUGCAGGAAUCUGCUCCUACCCUCUUCCUAGAACUGCAUUAUGCAGACCUUUUUGGUGCCUUGCAUACAUACAUAACACUACACCAUUGUUUAAUGCUAGAUGAGCUGCCACUUUCCCUUUCAUCCUCCCUCAUGACCAGCAGCCAGUGAAGGAAGGUAUAUUUCCUGCAUUGCAGGGGGUUGCACUCGAUGACCCAACUGUACAGUUCUAUGAUUCAUCUGGUUACCAACCAGAUGAAUUGACUGGUUGCUUCAAAAACAGUUCUCUUUCUAAUUCUAGUAAUUUAUUUUUAAAUAGAGCAUCAUUUUUGCAUAUAUAUUGUUAAAUAUCAUUGGCAUUUCAGAAGCAUUUUAUAAGUUUCAAACGUUACGAGCCACAUACAAAAUCUAAUUUUGACUAGUAGCUGCAGUUCCUCCUGUUACUUCCUUCCUUUGCAACAGAGCUCUCUGUCACUUCUUCUUUCCCUGACACCCUUACUUUUCCUACUUCUGCUCUGUGUUGAUGUUCUUUUUCAGAUGUACCUUUUAUACACUUGAUGCAUACAUUCGUAAAUGAGUAAAAGAAAAACUUAGGGAAGCAGUUUCCUUCCUUUCAGCAUACAGAAGAGAUCCCUACUGGCAUUCAGCUCUCAUUCCCUGAUCUUCAGGCAGGCUUGCUGCAAAGCAUUCAGCCAUUCCACCUAAUCCAGGGCCCUUCCGCUCCUCCUUAAUCAGCUGCUGGUCUUCUCUUCUACAAGACUCCAGCCCACAUCACUCUUUAUGCUCUGAAUUGUAACAGCUUGGGGGAAGAGCCUGAAGAAAGCACUGGAUAUAAGGGAGGCAGAGGGGGACUUGGGGCUCACAGGAAUUGCUAGGAGUGUUGCAGUGAAUUUGUUACAGUGGAAGCACACCUUCGAGCACCAGGAUUGUUCCAAAAAAUGUGUCACCAGAGCAGAUAAUUUUGUAAUUCCUGGACUGCAAUGGAGAAAUGAAACAGCUUGGACUUUUAUCUUGGUCCUAAACGCAUUUGCUAGAUUUAAGUGGAGCAUGUAUUUAUUGAGAUCAGUUUGAGAUACAAAAACUAAGGAAACAUUGGAAUAAUUUUCCAGACUUGCAAAUGUACUGGUUAGUAUCUUGCUCCUGUCUUCCAGGCCUCAAAGUUCACAGAAACUAGCUGUUGUUCCAUUCACUUUGUGAAAGACAGAGUGCUAAAGCUGAGUAAGCCAUAGAGAAAAUGGUGUCUAUGUACUGAUACUCUUUUAACGGGAAACUCAUCAAACUCAGGUUGUCUCUAGCUUUCCAUUGCACAAGAGGAAACAGCACUUCUGUCGGAAGAUUGAAAAGGUCAGAAAGGGGAUUUCCCCUUGUCUUUGAGACACAUCCACAAUUUAACUGUUUCUCCCCUAUUGCUAAAGGAACACAUUACACACAGCAAAACCAGAUUAGUUUGGCACUUUGCUGUACAUGUUUUGUGCAUGUGGGGAUAAUAAGGAGUAGGGAGAUGUGGGAGAGAAAGGAUAGCAGACCAAGCAGAGGGAAGCCGGGGCAAAUUUUGCAUGUUGAGUCAGUGCAUUUGCCAAGUCCUUCAAUAUUUGCUUAAAAUAAAACUGCAGGGGAACAAAACACUUUUAAAAAAACUACUACUCUUGUGUAUUUACAGAGAAAUGAUUUCCUAAUUCCAUCAGUUUGAACUAAUACAACCAGAAGCAGCAUCAUCAUGCUUAUGAAAACACACACACCCUUCUUUUAAUAUACUAGUGCCAGGCACUGUGGUGUCAUUACUUCCCCUACACUGAGAGUAAGUUGUUUUGGAUCCACGCAUCAAUCUUCAUAUUCUUGCCUAACUACAAACACCUUGCACAAGGAAACAGAAAUUGUGCCCAAACUCUUGGUUGUAUUUUCAAGUGAUUUUAGCUCACAUUUCCAUCACCUUUAUUUUCUCCUCCUCUGUCUUCCACAGACUUUCUGCAUCGGGGGUGGAGAACUUUUUUCAGCCCAAAGGUCAUAGAAACUGGUGGGGAAUCUUUUGUAUGCCUGUGUUGGGUGGGACCAGAAGCAGAAGUGGGCAGCAGAGCAAUGGCUGUGAUUCUUAUCUGUAUGCAGUAAGCAACAUUCCAGCCAUGUGCAGAAAUCAAGACUUUCUGCACACGUGAAUAUAUCUAUACACAUUUUUCUAUUGUUUACACAGGCAAGCAAGAAGCAUAAGUCAAUACCACAAUGCCACCAGGCAAAAGCAGGCAAAGUAUGUGUCGGCUAGAGAGAGUCUCAAGCUGAAUAGUGGGUCGGGCAGGGUGCAGGUUCCCUAAGCCUGCCCUAAAUAAAAUCAUUUGAUUUUCCUUUGUUUACUGAAAGGGCAUUUCUAUAGCAGAAUAAAAGAAAAAUGAUGUAUUCAUUAAUCUAAUUCCAGCCUUUUAAAGGUAUAGUUUCACAGUAGUUUGGUUCCGGAAGUUGGCCAACAAAUAUUGUGUACCUUUUUGCUCCUGGUAAUAUUUGGAAUUGUAAACUGUCUUGGGUGCCUUGGCGGAACAGGGGAAAAAUGCAAAUGGGGUGUAUGUGUUCAGAUCAUUAAGUUUUAGUGGUCAGCAUGGAAAUAGGGGAAAGGUUGGGGUUUUGUGCCUUUCGCCCCAGCACUGUAGUUGUGGCUAGAGUGCCUGCUAUCAGAUAUAGAAUUUGCAUAUUGCUGAGUUUUCCUAACAUGCUCCAUAUCUUCAGUACAUUUUAAUUUUUAUAUUACUGCAGCAGCACUUGACAGAAGACAGUCGAAGGAGAGGAACAAGCAUGUGCUCUUCUUUUUUUAGUGAUAGUGUUUUAUCACUAAGUUAAAAUGUACCUGUUAAACUAAAUAAUGAAACAAUUAUUCCUUUUAUAAAUACAAGUUUCACUGUUUCAUUUCUUUGCUUCCAGACAGCAAGCAAUCAAUGAGAGAAGAUGAAGGAACUGUGACUAUGAACAGGAGAGGAGCAAUCAAACAGGCCAAGAUCCACUACAUCAAAAACCAUGAGUUCAUUGCCACCUUCUUUGGGCAACCUACAUUUUGCUCUGUCUGUAAAGAUUUUGUGUGGUGAGAGCUAUUGUCUGUUUUAUUUAUCUAUAUGUUGCACACAGCUACAGCUAGAGCAAGAACUGACGGAUUCAGUUUUACCAUUUCCUUCUGUUAGCUUGACUUCUACUCUAGCAUUAGUUUUCCAUAGAGUGACUGCCUGUAGGAAACCCUGAAGAUUAUUUUUUUCUGACCUGAAAAUGAGCUUUUUAAACAGUUUACAAGGAUGGCUUAAGUGGGCUUCUUUAACCAAGAGCCUUCAAAACCACGUCAAAACAGCAACAACCCCUGCAUCAACCACUGAUGGAUUUCAUCAACAACUUUCCCCAACCUUGUACCUUCCAAAUGCUUUGGACGGCAACUUCCACCCAAAACAUCCAGAGGGCACCUGUUUGGGGAACGUCCAAUCAGAACCACAGUUUAUUUAUUUGACAAAUUCAUACACUGCUUCUCAUCAUGAAGUCAUCAGAGUGGUAUACAAGAUGCACAAACAAGAAAAGCAUCUCUACAAAAUCUAGAAAUCAAAUCCAAUCACUUCUGCUGAUGUGCAGUUAAUAUUUCAUACGGUGUUCUGAAAGUUUGUGGCAGCUGACUUCUUCAGCUUGACUGUUCUCUCUCAUCCACUUGGGUACAGCCUCCAUUUUCUAAGACAGCUUCUCCCAUCUGGGACCACUUUGAAAUGCAUAGCUAGGUAUUAACAGCAGGUUGAUGUUUCCCUACUUCAAAAGUGUAUUGUGACUUCUCUAGGGAAAGAAAGAUUCAAAUGUUUCAGUGGGAUCAGCCGCAUAUUCUUAAUAAGACCUUGGGCUAAUAAAACAACUUGUGUGUCUGAAUAUAUUACGUUUUAUAAGUUUUGCUUGUGACUAAACCUUCCCCUCAUUUCCUUUACAGGGGCCUAAACAAGCAGGGAUAUAAAUGUAGACGUAAGUUAAUUGCAUUGUCUUUUAUUCUUGGGUGGUAAUAGCCGGUGAGAAACUUUAGUAGAUGUAGUACAAGUUGCUGAUAAUCACUAUAGGUAACCUAUUCUUUUAGAUGCCAGGUAAAACACUGCUUUUUCUGUCAGGCUUUUAGAGGCUGAUCAUUUAUGUCAUUUUUAUAAUGCUGUUAUAUGGUUUAUGAGAGUUAUUUUAAUGUUUCUGUUUAUCUUGUUACCCUAUGUUUGUAAACAACCCUGUGACCAUUUUGGGUGAAGGGUGCUAUAGAAGUAGCUGAAUAAAUAAGAUUAAAUAGCAGCAGUUCCUAAUUAUUCAUUUUUGUUUUAACAUUUAAACACCUGCUGAAAACAUUUCUAUGCUAACAGGCUUAUGCAGGCAAUUAAGAAAACUUAGUUGAUGCUGGUUUUAAAUUUUAUGUAGUUUUUUUAAUUAUAUCAAGAUGUCAUUGUUGUAAACUACUUUGAUUUUUUAUGAUAUAGUGGUAUGAAUAUAUUUUUUAAUAAAUAAAUAUUACGCUUGUCUAGGGCUACCAUUUUCCAGAUAACAAAAGGGCCUUUUAUUUUUUUUGUCACAGAAAAACAAGAAGGCAUCUUGUUAUACCUUAAAAUGCUAACAGAUAUAUUUAAAAUUCAACCCUAAUAGUAAAAGCUUUCCAAUGUAUCAUUUCUACUGAUGUAUAUAAAGUUGUAACUAUCAUACAACUGAUAAAUGAAAAUCAGAGAAAAUAACAUUUUUGUGUAGAGUACUUUAUAUAUAUCUCCCUCCAUGAAACUUAGCUGCCUGUAUCUUUCUAUUCCUGUUGCUCUUCUGAAGAAUGUAAUGCUGCUAUUCACAAAAAAUGCAUUGAUAAAAUCAUUGGGAGAUGUACUGGUACUGCAGCAAACAGCAGAGAUACAAUGGUAAGUAAUAAAACAUUUUAUAUGUUCAUUAACUGCAAUAUGUAUUGUGUGUACAAAAAAAAAGACAUGCAGCGGUAAAGAAAACCAGAUAUGUGCUUUUCACAUAUUAUGUAAAUUUGGCAUGCUUUGCCUAUCAUUUUGUUUCUUAAGAAUCAAGUUAUCAGAGAUCUUGAACGUGAUUUGUUUUUUGCAAGUGGGAAGGCAAGAAAAGACAGCAUGUGGGUCUGAGCAGCUAAGCAAAUUGCUGUUCAGUUUAAAGUUUUGUCUUUUGGUCCAGGUCCUGCAGUUCAGCAGAAGUUAUCCAAAAGGCCCCAGAGAAUUUUUUUAAAGUCUUUAAGGAACUGUGCAAUCUUGUUCCCUUACCCUGGGAGAAAGGGAUUUGUGCAAUCACUACCCUAAGUCUGUCUGGCCAAGCACAAAGAAGUUCCUGAGUUUAAAGAGACAAAAAACAUAUGCUUCCUUGUUUUGCAUCAUUUGUCAGAAUAAAGGCAUUCUUCUUGACUUGCUCAAAAACUCCUCUAUUCAUUGGCUCCCCUGUCAUUUCCCACAUGUAUUGAUGUUUUCCUAGUUUUUGUGGCUGUAGAUAUAUCUGCUCUAAAGAAAUGCAAUGUGUGUGAAUGAGUAGACAGGAUACUGUGCUUCAGAUUUGCCAUUUCAGGCACAAAGAAGCACAGUAUACACCCAACACUGUCCAUGGCGACUUUUUCUUGGACAUUUUAGAAUACGUUUUUAUUUAGGAUUCUUGUGGGCAGUGUCUCUAAUAUGUUAAAUUUUAUGAAUUAAUUUUUUCCCCCAUUCAACUUAUUGCUUGUGUCAACCUUCUGGCUACAUGAUCGGAUAAAUAAUGGAUUUCUCGUUCCCUCUACUUGAAAAUCUUGUGUGAGAGAAAUCUCCAAAUACUUGUUUUACUUCCCCCCCCUAAUAUAAACGUGUCUUCAGUUUCAGAAGGAGCGCUUCCACAUCGAUAUGCCUCACAGGUUCAAAGUUUACAACUACAUGAGUCCUACCUUCUGUGAUCAUUGUGGUAGUCUUCUCUGGGGACUUGUUAAGCAAGGAUUAAAAUGUGAAGGUACAGUCUGUUUCUUUUGGCCAUUACAAGCCUUGGGCAAAAUAGCUGUGCUAGGGGGAAUUUUGAAGAGGGAAGGGAUCAGUUCUGUGAUUACAGUAGCACCUUGGCUAACGUAAACUUCGGGUUGCAAAAGCAGCAAACCCGGAAGUGUUUUGCCACGCGCGUUUGCGCAGAAGCGGUUUACCGCUUUUCCUCCGGUUGCGAAAACCUCAGGAUCUGGCCGGACCUCUGGAACGGAUCCCGUUCACAACCGGAGGUACCACUGUAUAUGCUUGUACUGUAUGUAAGAGUUAAACAGAAAAGUAUGCGCAUGGUUUGUGUUUUCUAAAGGUUUUUUUUUAUAAAAACAACAACUUGACAACCUUCAACUGUGUUCACAAGUGAAAAGAAAUUGAUGAUCUCCAAACCAAACGCUGUUCUUGUUGGGGGUUUUUCAUGCAUAUAGUAAUGUUUGCUUCUUUUAAUCCUGAGAGUAAAAAUGGGGGAAAGGCAAACACAGAUCUCAGUUCGGUUAAAGGACCCAGUGAGCAAACUGAUCACUGUAAAAAUGGUAGAUUCAUCAAUUGUGCUUAUAAAUUGCAUUAUGCUGAUGCUGUUCAUAACUGUAUUUCUUCAGAAUGUGGAAUGAAUGUGCACCACAAAUGUCAGAAGAAAGUGGCAAAUCUCUGUGGAAUCAAUCAGAAAUUAUUGGCAGAAGCUUUAACUCAAGUUAGUCAGGUAUGCUGCUUAGUCCUUUUCCUCAUAUCAUAUUUUAUGAUCUAAUCGUCAAUACAAAUGAUAAUUUUCAAGUGAUAAAUUCCGUAUCAUAUGUAUAACCACUUAGCAACAUUGACAUCCAGUUUACCCUGUUAAGUGAUGGGGAUAUUACCACCCCCUUGCUUACUUGGAUUUCAGAUGAAGUGCAGAAUUGUGGUAAGAUUUUCCUCAAUAUUUAGCAAGAGGUUCAGAUGAACAGCUAAAGUCCUUACAAAUGCCCCUUUGCCAAUUGGCACUUGUGUAAAUGUGCAUCUGUGGUCACUUUGUGGCUGCGUUCGGACAUCUGAUGGAUCAGGGACAAACCCUGUGUUACACAUUCAGUGGAGGAGCUUCAUGCUCCGGCACCGGGGGGGGCAGAGAGCAGGUGGGGGCAUGGCUGGUGUGUGUCCCAGGGGCGUGGUGUGCCACCUGCAGGGGGCGUAGCACCCAGUGCAGGCGGGGGCAGCUGCAAUGGCACCACACCGGGAUCGCGCUGCCAGGGGUGGUAUGCUCCCCCUACCCCUCCUUCCUCCACCAGUGUACACAUUAUCUCCUGUUCCUCUUCCCUCAAACUAAGUAGAACAUUUUCUGGUUUAAUCAAGUCACAGUCUGCCAUUUAAUGCAAAGCAACAAAAUGGUGUAAGCAGAUCUUCCAGACUAGGGUUGCAACAUAGGGAAAUCACGCAGGCACAGAGCUGAUUCACAGUCCUACAAACUGAUUUGGAAAACUGGAAACGUGACAACUGAACACAGCCCCUGUCUCUAGAAAUGCAGAUUUAUUGACAUUCAAGUCAAAUGUUCGAAUGUUUAAAGUAAGAAUCUGCAGUCCAUUUCCAGUUUUCAUAGUUGAAGAUGGGGUUGUGGGAGAAGCUUUUGGUGACAAGAGACACUGUUUCACAAACUGUCAGAUUUAGCAGCUUGGUAACCAUGAAUUCCUAAUGUGACAACUGUGUCCACAAGCAUCAUAUGCAGAAUACAUAAGUUUGCCACUUUGCAUGUAAUUUGCAUACACAAAAAGACUCGGUGUAAGAAUUCAUGUACACACUUGUGGCGCAUGCAUGUUUCACACCAUCAGGUGCCCAUUCUCUGUAUUUGUGUCCCCACAGUUUGCAGAAAUGGUUUGCAGAAACUGGUCAUGUGCAAUCUGUUCUGGUAAAAUAAGACAACAAACCCAGUGGAAAAUUAAAAUCCUCCAUUCUUCUUCUUCUACACAUACUAAUAUUACAUAAGAAAAUGCCUUACAUCAUGCCAAACAAUGUACUAAUAUUUAGCCUGGCUAUUUUAGUGAAAAGCAAUCAUUUCUUAAUUUAAGCAUAAAGUAAUUCUGAAUAUUCAUUGUUUCUUUUCAGAAAUCUUCCAGAAAAUCUGAUUCUGGGUCAGUAGAAAGUGUCGGAAUUUACCAAGAUUUUGAUAAAAAACCUAAAUCCUUGAGUGGCGAUACAACAGGUGAAAAACAUUUUUUCUUUAUUGUGUAUGCAUAAUUCUAACAGUUAACAUGUAAAUUUAAAACUUGUCAAUACCCAUAUAGUACAAACAAUAUUUUGUCACUUGGUUUGAUGGUUUAUUCUUAAAGUAGUUAUGCAAAGACAUGGACAACAAGUAAUGAUAUGCACAACACUUCUUCACAUGUAACUACAGCAUCCUACCUUGUAGCUGAGAGCCUUAAUUCGUAGACAAAGAUUGUGGAGCGCUCUCAACUUAAUUCAACUAUAAUUCAAUCUGACUAUAACUUUUGUUGGUGGGGGAGAGUUUUUCAGAAUCUCCUUGCCUAUGAAAUCACCUUUGGCUUGGUACCGAAAUGACCAGCUUGCCACCUGAGACAACUGCCUCACCCGAGCCUCAUGAGCAGGCUAGCCUUGGCAGCUAGUCUUCGUUUAUGGACUGUUUUCCUAGGAAAGGUGAACUGUCGCAAGCUGAUGUCAUUUUUUGGCACCAGGCAAAAGUAUUCGUUUUAUUUGUAGAUGGAUUUCAGCAUGUAGUGUAACAUGGUUUGCUAUUAUUAAUGGCUUUAACUUUUCUGCCAGAUCCUUUCUUUAUAUUUUUAUUGUUUGUAUACUUUUAUUUUAUGCCUUAAGGGUGGCAUAACAAUUAUGUAAAUAAAAUCUGCCCCCUUCCAUGCCCCUGUAAGCAGUGUAGGCAGAAAUGUAACAGCUUCCCUAAACUUCAGUUAUUAAAGCCUCUAGUUAAGAACCCAGUCAAGAACUGUGUGUGUCUGAGGCAGCUCUGAUGUUUUGAAUUCGUUUUGAAUUCAUGCCUGCAUGGAAUUUGACCUUAUAAUUCCAUGCAUACAUGCACAUGCAUGACAGCAUACAUUCCCUCCGUCCUUCACUCUAGUGACAGGAGCAGAUUUAUGGAAUGGUCCAUGUGGUACAUCAACACUUCAUAGAGCCAUAGAAUAGCAUGCCAUUUAGGGAGAAGAGAGAGAAGCUUCCGGGUCCUAACAGAAAAAUUUGCAUUUUGCUUUUUACAGAUAAUAGUGAGUAUGAUAAGCUUUGGGAGGGACGUUCACUGUCACGACCAUCUGGUAGGAGGAAAUUCAACAUAGACAGUUUUGUAUUCCACAAAGUUCUUGGGAAAGGAAGCUUUGGAAAGGUAGGUAACUGGUAGGGCAUGCUUUUCUUUGCAUGUAUAAACAACUACCAAACUGCUGGUUGUAUGUUGCUAGAAUGCCUUAUAUGGUGUGGGAGAGAGAGAGAGAAAGUGAUCCAUGUGAUUCUUCAGGCCACCAGCAAAGUGGGACCGGGGGGCUAAGACUCAAGGCAACAGGUGCCUGGGACCUUUGGUGGCUGUGAGGAAAGGUGUUGUUCCACUCCCCCCACAUCCCUACCUCCAGUUGUGGCUUUAUUGUGGCUUUUAAUAUUUGCUGUGAAAUGAAACGUUUCCUAGUACUCUGCCUUUUCGCUGCUUGGCUUGACUCUGGGAAGGAGAUCCCAGGUACAAGGGGAAACUUGUAUGGCCUAUUGGCCAACUCUAGACAGCACCUGCUGUACCUGAUAUCUGUUCUAACCCAUGAAGGCUUCAGUCACACUGAGUUCUUAGCUCAGGAUGCCAUGAGACUGUUUCUGAUUUUUAUGAACACAUAUGACUGUAGGCUGCAAAAUGACACGUUUAUUUGCCUGAGUACAGGGUAUAGCACUCUGAUCAGGUCUAAUUCCACUGUUGCACAGAGGGGCAAUUCCAGGACAUGAUCAUCUGGUGAGCUUCUAAAGCAUAAUUCGCAUCCCAAAGUAAUCUUUUGUUUUACAGGUACUGCUUGCUGAACUGAAAGGGAAGAAUGAAUUUUUUGCAGUGAAGGCUUUGAAAAAGGAUGUGGUGCUAAUUGAUGAUGAUGUGGAAUGCACCAUGGUAGAAAAACGGGUCUUAGCACUGGCAUGGGAAAAUCCAUUUCUUACUCAUUUAUACUGCACUUUUCAGACAAAGGUACUUCAAUCCUUAAUUUGCUGUUGCUGUGAAAUAUGUGGGUGACUUAUUUGAAGAGAGUAUGUUUGCUUAAAGAGCAUAUCAUUACAUCUGUGUGUCUUCUUGCAUACUCCUUAAGUAUCCAUUUGCAGGCUCUGCAUUAUUUGUCCAUUAAACAAAUAAUGGACACCAUUGGACUUCAGCUUAUAUGUUGGGGCCCAUUCCUGGGCUGCAACCUAACCUAAGGUGGGUCGCAACAGUAGUACCAGCACCACACAAAUAUAUGGUUAGAAAUUAUAAAGAAGGUUCCCAAGUGCAUGUUUGAGUUGGAAGGGACCCUGAAAUAGCCACGACAUGAAAAUAAAACUUUUCCUGAAAAAAUGAGACUGGUGCAACUUUUUCAUUAAAUACAGAAAUGAAGGAUAGAUUCACGAAAGGCUCUGGAAUCUGGUAGAGGAGAAGCGGUCUUCCCUUCCUGUCUAAAUGGUUUGGGUCUGGGAUACCCAAGGGCCAUGUCUUCCCAUACCAAACCCCCAAAUCUAUUGGAGAGACUCUUCUCUUAUCUUGUUUUGUGACUGAGGCACAAGUAGUCCACAUGAGAGAAAGGACCUUCUCAGUGCCUGCAUCCAGACUGUGGAAUAACCUACCCUGCGAGAUCCCUGCUUCCAGGCUUCCCAUAGGCAUCUGGUUGGCCACUGUGAGGGGAGGAUGCUUGGAUAGGUGGGUCAUGGGUGAAAUCCACCAAUGCUCUCAUGUUAUUGCUUUCUGGGCCCCUCUCUUAACUGUUUUUCACUGACUGAUUAAAACUUCCUUGUUCCAAUUAGUAUUUGUCAUGCCAGGCAGAUGAUCUUUACACAGCAUAACCUCAUUUUUAAAGUGUUGUCAGCUGCUGCUGUUUUUACGGCUUUUGUGGAAUGGUCUUGUGCUUAAUUGUUGUCAGCCUUCAUGAGCAAUGCACACGCAUUGGAAGGGUGUCAUACAAGUUUUCUACAUCAAUAAACGUCUGACGCUGCUUGUUAAGAUUUCCAGCCAGAGGCUGCCACCAGUAUAUGACUCGACUCACUUGCAGAACAACAUGUUCAUACUGUGUAUAUACUGACAUCAGUCAGCUAAUGUUGUGUUCUUUCCUGUUUGUAAACAGGACCAUCUGUUUUUCGUUAUGGAAUUUCUUAAUGGCGGAGACCUAAUGUUCCAUAUACAGGACAAAGGCCGCUUUGAUCUUUUCAGAGCUACGUAAGUGUUGAUAACAUAAUGUUGUGGCAAGGUUUGUGGGCCCGAUUCUAAAACUGUCCUUCUGUUUAAGAUGGGAUGUGCUUUUAGCUUCUGCACCUAUGCAACGUAACAGCAAGUGUUCUACUCAUAUCACAGAUUGUUGCACCUCCACAAGUGCUUAGCUUUACUGUACCGUUGGCUUGCUCAGUUUUGCCAAGGUAUUAAAGGGAACAAUUAGAUUUCCAAGAAGUAUACUUGUGGAAGGAGCUGACUUAGGAAUAGCCUUUUCCAACUUAAGCUGUAUCCUAGGGUGUUAGACAAACUCUCCAGCAUUUAGUGGCUAGGGGAAAAGUGAGAGGUUUCUGAAAAAGUAACCAAAAGAAAAUGAAGUACUACAUCAUCAGUAGGCCCCUACUUUAUUUAAAUUAAUCCCUCCAUUUAAAGUGGUUUUACUGUGUUUCAGGUUUUAUGGAGCUGAAAUACUGUGUGGCCUACAAUUUCUUCAUAGCAAAGGCAUUAUUUAUAGGUGAGUGCUGAUUGACCUUGGUAAGCCUUGUAAAACAUUGCAACAGUUACGUCCUGAAUUGGUGGAUUCUGUCAUUAACCAACAAGCAGUGUGUUUUACAAGGAACUGUUCCCUAUUAAAAAUCUGAUUUUAUUCCAAAUGUGUUGAAAAGAAGCAAUUCAGCAAGCACUUGAGGCCAAUAUAGAAUUGUUUUCUUGUGUUUUUCUCCUUGGCAACAAGAAUAAAGAAAUGUUAUUUACAUUAGACAAAAGACCCUUUGUUUCACAUUCUUGAUUGCCAAGCACUUAGACACAAGACUGAGAUAUUUUGUCUUCCUUCUAGUGCCAAAGGAGAUUGAUAGUAAUUAAUCCAGGAUACAAUCCUGGAAAGGGGAGACAGCAUCCUCAGUGGGUGGCUGUUCAUGAGAGGCAGAGAGAAUUCACAUCUGUCUAUGUUACCGGUGUCUUUUCCCUAUCUAUAAAAUGCAGAAAUGUUCUUUGACGACACAGUUCAUACGAUAACGUUACUUGUAGACAGACUGAUGCCAACAAGUCUCAGCCUUGGCUGACAUCUUCAAGUGAUGCCUCGUUUUGAAAUCUCAGCCAUGUUCACCAGAUCUGAAGACUGUACUAAGCGGGCUACAGUUUCAUAAGCCGCACUAUUAGCUUUCAUCUAAGAGUCGGUUUGAAAGCUACUCUGCAGCAUUUUAUAUUUAGCAACAUUUUCUGAAACUGCAAGUUAGCUAUUUGUUAAUGUCCUGUUUUACAGAAUGAAGUAGUUAUGCAAAUAAUAUGAAAGAAGUUUUUUUUUUAUCUACAAGUAUCAGUCCUGUGAGUGGGAGGGCUGCUAACUUGAACUUAAAUAGAGCUGUAUUGUCUGCUUCUACAGAAGCUUUGUCUAAAUUUUUCAUGAUGAGAAAUGGCAGUUGACUGUGCCUUGGCAAUGGUUGCUGCUCUUGGGAAUUCAGCUGCCAACAAGGAAAGAAUUUCUUGAUGUCAUAUGAAACACGGGCUUUCAUGAUAUCAUUACUGGCCAGUAACAGCUAUUGGCAGCCUUUCGCUUUAGUACAAUGCUAAAUGCAAACUGCUAGAGAUUGGGGCUGUUGCAGAGUUAAUUGCUGGAUAUAAACUUGCACGUGAAUAAAACAGUUUAAAAGGGGGAAGCACAUUGUUUUUAGAUGUGUUAUGCAUAUGUACAUGCCUGUGUUUGUGUGUGUGUUGCACCAGGCAACAUUUUAGAAAAGCUGCUCUAUCCUAUUUGAGAAUGUAUUUUCAAGGAUAAUGCCUGGCACUUUCAUUAAAAAUAAGUAUUUAUAAAAAUAAGGUGUUGCUCAGUUAAUGAGAGCACCUUUUUAACUAAUCAGAAAGCUUUUAAUUAAUCUCAGCAAUGAAUUGACUGGAUGUUGCAGCCAUUCUAAAAAGGAAAAGUUGUCAAAAGUGGGUAGGGAAAUACCGUUUCUUCACCCUCCUGUACAUAUUUCAGUACAGAGUUAUCAAGCUUCAUUAAGAUGCAGUAUUUUAAACUUUUGAAAGUUUUUGUUGAUUGCAUGCAUCCUUAAUUCUUUGCUACUGGCUUCUUGGCAGUAAGUUUUUUGGAAGUGUGCUUUAAGUUUAUUGGCAACUGGUUCUUAUGGCUGCUGUCUAAGACCAGAGUGCAAAUGAUGAACACAUGUCUGUAGGAUAGAACCCAGACUAUAGCUGGAGCUUUGCUUGUUGACUCUUUUACAGCAUUUACCCCUCCGGUUAAAGCUAUAAUUAAUUGCACAAUGCAAUGAACUAUUGUUAAUGUGGCUUGAUAAUGGAUCUGUGUAAAUUAAAACAAAUGGCUUAUGCACCAGAGGCAAACAGAAAAUAUGUGACUAAAACUCAGUAUUUCUGUGUUGGAUGCAAACGUGAUAAAUAACACAACUUGUUGAAUCAUUUAGAGGUGAAGGCCUUUGUUGCCAAUGCAAAAUUUCAUUGUGCCCCAGAGUAGACACAUUAAGGAUUCUACAUAGUGCCUCCACCUCAAAAGCCUCAAUUUUCAUUUCCCCAUGGAUUUAUUUUAAUUCAUGCUUUUGACAUGGAGUUAGCAUUGGAGCCCUUCUUCUGCCUUAGUUUUCAUUAAAAAAAGAUUGGGAAAAUUAUUUGUUUACUUAUCUGCCAACUUCAGUAUCUUCUACACUCUGGCAGACAUGCCAUUAACUAUUUAUUAAUGCUGAAAGUAUCCUAUGAGGUUGAAAGCAAAUACCUUUAAGUGGAUGCAAUUGCUAAGUCAUUGGGGUGCUUUUGUCCAAUUUGAAUGGUUGUGCUGAUUAGUUUUAUUUUUUUUUCACACAGAGACCUCAAACUAGACAAUGUGAUGCUUGAUAAAGAAGGUCACAUCAAAAUUGCUGAUUUUGGGAUGUGCAAAGAGAAUGUGUUUGGUGAGAACAAGGCGACAACUUUCUGCGGUACUCCAGACUACAUAGCGCCUGAAGUAAGGAACAUACAUGUGUAACAUACCAGCUCUUGAAAUAGCCAUAGAAUUCAUUAAGUCCACAAUUAACUUGUGUGCAUUCAACUUUACACACUUGGCAAAUAUUAUUAUUAUUAACAAUUUUUUUUAAAGGGGGAAGGCAUCUGGGGAAAAAGACUGGCUAUCUCAUCCACCGUUGCACCCAGAAUGUUUUGACUAUACAUGAUUUUGGCUUUAGGCGCAUGGAACAUAACCCACAUGUAAGUUGUGGGCUUACUGAAUAUAUAAUUAAUAAAUAGAGUUUCAUGUUAUCUCCUAAGGAGAGGGUUGCUAAUCUUUGAUCCUCCUGAUGUUACUGAAUUCCUAUUAUCCCUGACCAUUGUCCAGACUGGCUGGGGCUGAUGGGAGAUGGAAUCCAACAUCUGGAAGUUCACAGAUUUCCCACCCCUGCUCUAAAUAAAGCCUAGUUGGUCAUUGCUUAGGGAACCCAGUAUAAGAGGGAAUGACCAUACCCUGAGUAGAAAAUUACACCUGAGCCAUCUAUAUGCUGAGUUUAUUUAUUCCUAGGUUCUUCAAGCUCACAGUUUGUACCACAGUUGAAAUAGUGGUACGUAUUAUGGGUUCAGGCCAGAAUGUUCAGUACAGGUAAACUUGUUCAACCAAUUGGAUGUUACUAUCUGCCACAACAUGGCGGGCAAAAACAUGACAGUCCACAUCUCAUUCUCUGUCAGAGGUAAACUCAAAAGUAAAUAGGUUAAUGUUGAGUCCCAAUGCAGCCAAUGAAUCAAAGGUGAUUCAUGCUGAUAAAAGGACUGAGAAUGUGAUAAAAGGACUGAGAGAAAAAAUUGCUUUAAAUUGUGAAAAGCCAAAAUCCUGAUUUGUACAACUCUUGAGGAGUUAAGAAAGCUUCCCAUUGCAUUUUACAUUGUUGUUUUCUUGUAUCGACAACAGAUUCUGCAAGGCCUAAAAUACACAUUUUCUGUGGACUGGUGGUCGUUUGGAGUCUUGCUGUAUGAGAUGCUUAUUGGACAAUCUCCUUUCCAUGGUGAUGAUGAGGAUGAGUUAUUUGAGUCAAUCCGUGUGGACACACCUCACUACCCUCGCUGGAUUACCAAGGAAUCUAAGGAUAUACUAGAGAAGGUAUACACUUGCUAAGGCUAAAUUGUUUUUCUGUUUGGGAAAAUGGAAAGGGGCCUGGAGAAUAUCUUAAGCUAGUAAUAGAUCUUAAGUGCCCUGCAUUCCAGGCAAAGAUUUUUGUGAAAUAAUCAGUAAUUAUAUAACCAGCUACAGGACUGGAGGGUCUUGUUGCAUUGUCACAUGCAACCUAGUGAUAAUAUGCCCCCUUGUUGCAGAUUAUGUUGUAUACACAACAACUGGGCAGUCAUAUGGCAUACAUACCACCCCUUCUCCCCAUCCAAAGCAGCUUUUGCAGCUGCCAGCAAUAGUGACUAGAACUGGCCACAAUGGCUGCCCUAGAUCAAUUCCAUUGAGUCCAUCGUCUUAUUUUUCUGAACAGCAGCUAAAGUCUUAGUUUCUAUCAGAAAUGUGAUCUGCAGGCCAAGUAACUGAAGCUGCAUGCGCAUUAUAUUUUGCAGUUGUUUGAAAGGGAUCCAACAAGACGACUGGGAAUAACUGGAAACAUCAGAGAUCAUUCUUUCUUCAAAGCGAUUAAUUGGACGGCACUUGAGAAGAGGGAAGUGGAACCGCCCUUCAAACCCAAAGUGGUAGGUAUCCUUUUGAAUCUAGCCAAGUGUAAAACUGUGAUGCUUUUAUCUGUUGUUGUUUUUUCAAAAAAAAAAUUAUUAGGUUUUCCACAAUUAUACCACAUAACCAAACAGAUAACACAAUAUUUAAAAAUAUAACAAUAAACAAUAUUGUUGCUCCAAGCAGUGGCCCUUCCCCUAUGGGUAAUGCUGCUCACUGUUAUAUUAAGUAAAUCAGUGCAAGGGUUUUUUUUUUUAAGGUAAAGGGAAGGAUUUGGGUCUGGAAGGUAUCUGGAAUUGAAGCUGGAACCUUCUGUAUGCUAAUUUGUGUUCUGCCCUCAAUAUGUGGUUGAUCUUAUUUCUUACUGGUAGCAUAUUAUGGCUAGAUGGCAGAUAUGCAGGACUUUCUGUAUUCAGGUAUUACUAGACAUUACAGGUGAUUGUUUGAUAAAACAAUCUCCACCUGAUGUGUGAUAAAUUCCUACUUGUUACUUGCUGAAGCAGUGCAGCCAACCGAACUCAUGCUGCAGUUGUUUGUCUGAGCUUGUUAAAAUGAAAUGGGACUCCUACUGAGCAAGGGCAAGAAGAAUUGAAGUCACUUUAACUAAUUUUUUUCUUUCUUUCGGUCCUUUGCUUCUCUUCUAUACAGAAAUCAGCAAGUGACUACAGCAAUUUUGACAGAGAGUUUUUGAGUGAGAAACCACGGCUAUCAUACAGUGACAAAAACUUAAUAGACUCUAUGGAUCAAUCUGCAUUUGCUGGGUUCUCUUUUACCAACCCUAAAUUUGAACGCAUUUUAGAGAAAUAGUUUGUCAGCACAGAGGAACUUUCAGGUACUGCUGUAAUGGAAGUUUUCGAGCACUCCAUGUGAAAUGUGAUCAGAGGAUACCGUCGUCUCUUUCCUUUCAUUCCGAACAACACUCAAUAGCAACUAAUUGUGCUCAUUCUGGCGGUAGCUUCAUUGUGCAUGGUUGAGUUUAAGUAUCCUUGUGAAUCAUAUGUAAAUGACUUCCUCUGCAGUAGGGAAAAUGUAAAUUGUGUACGUGGUUACUUGAAUGUAGUUAUCCGUUUGGGGGGGAAAUUAUGUAUAUGCUGUAUAUUUUGCUCAAGAGGUGAAAGAGGUUAUCGAAGGGUACUACCCUUCAAAUAAAGUGAAAUGGCUAGGCAGUUUUUAAAGUCCAUCAAACUAAAUAAUUUGAGUUGAUUCUGAGCUUCAAAUAUUGCUAUUUUUAAUUAAUAAAAAGUGGCAUCAAUUGAUUAUGGUGCUUCUCAGGCCCUCAAUCCAGCAGGUUUACAGCCUUUUAAGUUGUUCUUGCUUUGCUGUUCAUGGAUGAAGCCCCAUCUAAAAGACAGUGAAAGUAGUCUUUUUUAAUUUAAAAACAUGUGGGCCUUUCCUUAUUAGACUACAGCUACCACAGGCCCCCUAUCUGCAACCCAGUGAGUGAGGAAGUGAAGUGCUAGAGAACAAAGCUGUGUGUAUGUGUGCCAUUUAGUCCCCAACCCCCUUUGAGGAUGCUGUCCUGUCCUCAGUGUUGGAAGACAAAUGGAACUCCCAACUUGGUUGUUUAAGUGGGGAAGGGGGUGCCAUCUUGUCAUUUAUUUUUCCAGGCGUCAAUCUGUAUUGGGCACACGGUGAGGUAGAACUUGACUUAAAUGCAGUUGGGCAAACAUUUAAAUAAGCAUGCAUGAGACCGGGCAACACACCUUUAAUGAAGGAUGGUGGGCAGGUCUCAUUUCAAAGAACCUGCCGUUAAAGACCUGUGUGGUUUGGGUCUAACUUUGGUCUCGUUGCCAGCCAAUAUAGGUCUAGUCAAGCCUCAGCACACUUGAGAAGAUGAAGGCUAGUUCCCGUAGGAGUAUUUAAAUACACAGUAUGUGAUAACUAAUCAUUGCUACCUUGUAUCUUGAUCCAGAUAACAGAUUUUUAGGCUAGGCAGAAACACCCUACAACAUGUACAGCAUGUUGAAACCGUGGGGUGGGUGGGAUGUGGGGUAACAGGGAAGGAAUGCUGUCAAACCGAUGUAUUGAUUAUGGAUUGUUGAAAAACUUAGAAGGCUAAAUAAAAAUACAUCUAUUAUCUG